Molecule: messenger RNA, 47630 nt
Organism: Podarcis lilfordi (Lilford's wall lizard)
Lineage: Eukaryota; Metazoa; Chordata; Lepidosauria; Squamata; Lacertidae
Source: the annotation of a GenBank genome assembly
AUGGAGGUUGCGGGGCAGGAGGAGAGCAGGUCAGAAGGCGAAGGGGGGCAGCAGGGCCGGGAAGGGGGGCGCUGAGGUAACCGGGGGUGGGGCUGGUUGGGGGGCGGGAGGGAGGCGAGGCAAUGGGGGGGGAGCUAAUUAACUGAAGAGGGGUGUGAGCGCUGAGGGAAAUGAAAUGACAUGCAGUGGGGGGGGGGGAGUCAGAGCUGAGGGGAGAUAUUUUGGGGGCGGGGAGUUAAUGGGGGGCGCUGUGGGUGGAGUGGGGUGUGCGUUGUUAUAGGGGGAGCUGAGGCAAUGGGGUGGCGGGAGGGGAGUUUGCUGAGGCAUUGCGGGCGGGGAGUGAGUUGUGGGGCCGGGAAAGAGCCGAUGAUGAUGGGGUGGGGGUGGGGCCAUUUGUGGGGAGAGGGGAGUUUGCUGGGGCGGGGAGGGCUGAGGGAAUGCGGGAGUUACAGGCUGGAGAGGGUGGCCAUGGAAAGUAGCCCGUUUUGGGAUGGGACCUUGGGUGACACUGGGGCAUGAGCUGUAAGCCUCAAGUGAUUAGGAGGUGAAAACGCGUAACGCCUCUAUGGACGUCUUGAAGAGGUUGUGUAUAGUCUGGGAUCUCCCUACCAGAUAUAGUGGUACCUCGGGUUAAGUACUUAAUUCGUUCCGGAGGUCCGUUCUUAGCCUGAAACUGUUCUUAACCUGAAGCACCACUUUAGCUAAUGGGGCCUCCCGCCACCGCUACACAAUUUCUCUUCUCAUCCUGAAGCAAAGUUCUUAACCCGAAGUACUAUAUCUGGGUUAGCGGAGUCUGUAACCUGAAGCAUAUGUAACCUGAGGUACCACUGUAUAAGAAUUACCUCAAGAGUAAAGGUGGAGAUGGUGUGAUCCAAGAGUCACAUCACCAAUGGUAUAAAGAUAAACUAAGCUAAAAAGGACAAUUUGUCCUUCCAAAUUCAAAAUGUAAACAGCUGACCAUGGCUACAAGCCGUAUCUCUUUAUCAUGCUAAUCUCCGAACACUUAUUUGGAAAAGGGCAAAGAAUUCGAUGACAUGUCUUGAUGUUACAUUGUAUUGAAGCAAUACUGUAUUACAGUACAGUGGUACCUUGGGUUACAUACGCUUCAGGUUACAGACUCCACUAACCCAGAAAUAGUACCUUGGGUUAAGAACUUUGCUUCAGGAUAAGAACAGAAAUCGUGCUCCGGCGGCACGGCAACAUCAGGAAGCCCCAUUAGCUAAAGUGGUGCUUCAGGUUAAGAACAGUUUCAGGUUAAGAAUGGACCUCUGGAAUGAAUUAAGUUCUUAACCCGAGGUACCACUGUAUAUUGUAUGGGGUGGUGGAGGAGGAGGAGGUGUGGGAGGAGGAGGAUGGAGAAGGGAGUUCGGUUGUGUCACUAGGAGGUGUGUGCCGGAGUCUCUUCAGCAGGGCUUUUAAUGUUUGAACAACGGAAAGGUUGUGUAGGACUGACCCAGAUUCACUUACUGAGGCGAGAAUUUCCUUGCAAGCUCACAAGUUUAAAGAAAAGGAAAAUGAAAGAGGGCGGGCGAGCAUUACAGAGAGGUGUAAAAUUAUGCAUGGUGUGAAGAAAGUGCGAAGAGAGGUUUUUCUCCUUUCGUAAUACUAGAACACUAGUAUGUCAAGGAGAUAAAGAACUAUACAACUUUUAGAAGACAUCUGAAGGCAGCCCUGUAUCAGGAAGCUUUUAAUGUUUGAUGCUUUAUAUAUUCUGUAAGUUGCCCAGAAUGGCUGCGGAAACCCAGCCAAAUGGGCAGGGUAUAAAUAAUAAAAUAAUAAUAAUAAUUACUAGAAGCUGAAUGUUGGAAGAUUCAGGACAGAUAAAAGAAACUACUCGUUCGCAUGGCGCCUGGUUAAAACUGUGGAACUCACUGCCACAGGAGGCAGUGAUGGCCAGCAACUUGGAUGGCUUCAAAAGAGUAUUAGACAAAUUAAUGGAGGAUAAGAUAAUCAAUGAUUGCUAACCCUGGUGACUAUGUUCUAUUUGCUAGGAAUUUUAAUUGGGGAGUGUGCUGUCAUGCUCCCAUUCUGCUUCCAGGCCAUCCUUGAAUAUCUCACUGGCCGCUUAUGAGGACAGUCCUGGACUAGAUGGGCCAUUGAUCUAAUUGAGUAGGGCUUCUUACACACAACUCUUUGUCAGACUGCAUGUUUUAAUUUUUUGUAAAGGAGGAGGGAAACACUUUGUUGGGGCCAAACAAGAUUCAUGCUCGUAAGUAAAAAACAAAGCAAAGAUGAUUGUUGGAAUCUAGCUUGAAGAAAAGUUCUGUAGAACUUUAAAACUCCCACAUGUCUCCCACAUGAUGUGAAGUUCACUGGGUAUUUAGAUGACAGGGCAGCCACUGAGGCCCAUUGCAAAAGGACAUCAGUCACAUAAAUAUUUAGUUUAUUUGCAUCUCUUUUUUGGGGCAGAAAUGAUGUUGCUUAUUUACUGUUGUACAUUUUAACAUCUAUAUAAUGUCCAAUAUGUGUUUGGUGCUUGCUGUGCAGUAUGCAGAAAUUCCAUUAUUUUCAUGUGGAAAUCUCAUGCCGUUAACAAUAAAUUGUGCAGACCAGAAUAUUUUGCUUCUGGUAGCUGAGUUGUCAAAGAACUUGACUUUCAUGGGGAGGGGUGAAGUCACUAAGGAAGUAUGCAAAAGAUACUUUGAACAUAUAUUUCUGCCCUACAUAGAGUCAGAUAAUUUAUUCAUUAGUCCAGCACUGUCUGUUCUGAUUGGCAUCAGGUUUCCCAGAUCUCAAGCUGGGGUUAUUUCAAGCCCUGCAGGCUGAGAUUGUUUAACUGGAGAUAAUAGCAAUUGCAAAGCAUGUGCCUAACCCCUGAAUUGUGGGGUCUUGCAAUUUGGAUCAGUGGGAUUUAGGACCAGGGAUUAGGACCAGGCAAUAAUAAAUAUAAGAGGAACUAGAAAAGGGUUUGUGUGUACGUGGGUGGGAAGUAACAUCAAAGGGUAUUCUUUUGCUGCUCAGUGGAAAUUCAGUCUCAUCAUCUGACUUUUACUAGAUAAUUUUCUUUUCAAGCUUUUCUGCAUCCUUAAGAACUAGAAACUUGCUAUCUUAGUCAUGCAAUGGAACACACGAAGACACAGGAGGGUAGAAAUUUGGUGGCUGUUAGUUUCAAAUAUAGUGGUACCUCGGGUUAAGUACUUAAUUUGUUCCGGAGGUCCGUACUUAACCUGAAACUGUUCUUAUCCUGAUGCACCACUUUAGCUACUGGGGCCUCCUGCUGCUGCUGCGCCGCCAGAGCACGAUUUCUGUUCUCAUCCUGAAGCAAAGUUCUUAACCUGAAGCACUAUUUCUGGGUUAGUGGAGUCUGUAACCUGAAGCGUAUGUAACCUGAAGCGUAUGUAACCAGAGGGACCACUGUAGUUGUACUCUGACUUGGGCAACUUGUUGGAAAGGCCCCAUUAAAAAAGCCUUUAUGGACAACCUCAGGGUAGUCUAUCAGGAUCUCCUGCGUUAAACAAGGUUGGUGAUCAGUAGAAUAAUAUGUGUGUGGAAUAUUUCUGAGAGAUAGAAGAUUGAUUUGGGAAGGAGCAGACUUAAGUUGCAAGGUAUGAAUAUAGCUUUUAGUGAAAACUGUCUUCUCAGAAUAUAAGAGGGAAAAAGCAGGCCAAUAGGGUGUCAGCUUUUGAGUAAUACAAAACACUGUGAAGCACUUUCAAUGGCUGUGAUUGUUUCUUUCCCCGCCCUGACACCUGCGUGUCAAAGGUAUACACUAAAAUGUGAAGCGCUCCUAAAUCUUGAUAAAAGGCAUAAGGGCUUAGUCAUUUUCAACAGUUUCCUAAUUAAAACUGUGCUCUAGAGUUAUGUGUAACUCAAAAUUUUGCACAGGGCUACAGGCCAACAGAAGGCAGGCCCAUCAAAGGCUGCUGUUGUUUCUACCUAGUUUGGGUGGUCAUUCGUGCAUUUCAGGGACAAGGGGGUGGGGGAGAGCUGGACCUAGCUUGGAUCUGCCUAUUAAGAGACUGUUUGCAGUGCUUCCUCCCUUGAAACCCACCUGCUUUGCAUUGCUAAGCUUGAUGACUUUUAUAUCUACCCUCCAUGACACCAAUGCUGUCAAGCUCUGGCAUAAUCUGUGCAGGUGAAGACAGACGUCAGAACUUGUUUGUACAGAGACCUUUUGCAUCUAUGUUAGCUCAAUUUAGACAAUUUACAAUGACAUAUUCAUUGUUUACAUAGAAUUAUGCCCUGUUGAGUUCAGUGACGCUUACUCCUGGAUCAGUUAAGUGUGAAAAGAAUUGCAGCUUUAGUGACUAGUUUGGAUUUUUUCCUAGGUGUAUAAUAUAUCUAAAUCAUAAACCUAGCCAAUUUAUAGAUAAACCUAAUGCAUGCCUCUUGCGUACUUCGGGUGUGUGAAAUAUUUUAAUUGUUUUAAGAUAAUUUGUAUCCUUCCUUACCAUUUUUUUUAAACGGGGGAACCAUGGCAUGCUCUCCUCCCUGAACUGCAGCUGGCACCGACAUCAUUCGUUGUUGUUGUUUAGUCGUUCAGUUGUGUCCGACUCUUCAUGACCCCAUGGACCAGAGCACGCCAGGCACUCCUGUCUUCCACUGCCUCCCGCAGUUUGGUCAAACUCAUGCUGGUAGCUUCGAGAACACUGUCCAACCAUCUCGUCCUCUGUCAUCCCCUUCUCCUUGUGCUUUCCCAACAUCAGGGUCUUUUCCAGGGAGUCUUCUCUUCUCAUGAGGUGGCCAAAGUAUUGGAGCCUCAGCUUCAGGAUCUGUCCUUCCAGUGAGCACUCAGGACUGAUUUCCUUAAGAAUGGAUAGGUUUGAUCUUCUUGUAGUCCAUGGGACUCUCAAGAGCUUCUCAUAGCUUCUCUGAGUUAUUCAAGCCCCUUCGCCACGGCAAGGCAGUGAUCCAUGAAGGGGCUGACAUCCUUCAGUACUAACUAAAUACCUAUCUCUUCAUCUGGGCCAAUUAGUGGCAAUAGGAGUGAGAUAUUGAGGACAGCAGGAUAUAAAAUAAAUUUUAAAAGCCUAGGAGGUGCUGAAUAACUCUUUCAUUAAAACAAGUAAAAACAAAACAAAACAAGUGAAAGCAAAAAAGGUGUAAAAGGCAGCAUGUCAGACUAAAAAACAGUCAGCAUAAUAGCUAGCAUAUAGGUGAGUGGAAAACUUACUUAAAUAGUCUAAACUAGGCAGGACAAAGUACAAAAGAAGGUGGUCAGACAAACCACCUGUAGAAAGGAAUUCCACUUGUGCAUACUUUUUGCAUUGAAUCCACUCCCACAAGACAUAAUGAUGGUCACCAACUUGAAUGGCUUUAAAAGAGUAGCUGUCAAUGGCUACCAGUCAGAAUGGUUUGCGUUCUUCUGCCUCCAGGGUUGGAGUCAUUAUUUCUCUGAAUACUGGUUGCUGGGAAUCACAAGGGGGGCGAAUGCUGCUGCACUCACAUCCUGCUUUGCAGGCUUCCCUAAUUGUCCACUGCUUGCUGGGCUAGAAGGCACUGUAUCCUGACCCAGCAACUAGACUCUGAUGGUUUUCUUAACUGUGGCAUGGCCACAGAAAAGGCCCUGUUGAACAUCCCCAGGAAUUUUACCUCGGCCUGUGUUGGAACACAGAGAAGAGCCUCUCCUUUGGAGCGUAGGAAAGAUGUUACGGAAGGUGGCCGUCUUUCAUAAAACAGGGGUAACAAUUCCCUACAUUUCAUAGACUCGUAGAGUUGGAAGGGACCAUGAGGGUCAUCUAGUCCAACCCCCUACAAUGCAGUAAGCAUCGCCCAACAUGGGGCAUGAUUCUGGACCUUUCCCAGUUCUUCAUCAUGAGGAUGAUGCUAUCGAUGACUGAUAUGUGAACUUUUGCCCUGCAUCUUUUCAUGCCCAUGACGGAGAGAAGCCCUAGGGGAAUGUGAAAACUGUCCUACUCUAGUAAUGUUCUUCCAAACCAACAUUUUUGAAAUAGUGGCAUGACAAUGGCUGCUAUUAAUGAUGGCAAAAUGCAUCCUCCAGGUUCAGAUGCUGCAUACAUUCAAAUUCCAGCUGCUGGAGAACAAGAGCAAGAGAUAGCUGUGGCCAGCAUGUCCCUGCUCAAGGGCUUCCUGUAGGCAUCUGGUUGGCCAAUGUGGGAAAUGGGAUGCUGGGCUAGAUAACUAGGUCUGAUAAGUUGCCCAUCUCAUAAGGAAAGGACCCUGUUCACCCACUCCCUCCUUGCUUCAGCUCCUGCCCUGUUCCAAAGACUGUGCUAGUUAAUAACUUCAGGGUUUUAUUAAGGUGAAAGUUGCCCUAAUAUGUGACUGUGGCCACAGCCAUUGUGCAUGCUGGUUUACAGUUUGUUUUCUCCCAGUCUGUCAGCUCUCUUUCCCCACGCCAACUUGGUUGGAGGGAAAGUGAGCUGAUUGUGAGUCAUCUGUCAACUUAGAUCAUUGCCUUAAGAUUUAGUUUCCAUUUCCCAGGAGAACCAGCUUUAUGGGAGGAAUAGGCUUGAUGGCAUAAGCCAAUUUGCUGCUCGUUGUCUUGGAAACCAAACUCUUGCAUUCAAAAAGGUUUGUGUUUAAGUCUCCGCUUUUCAGGCAACCUUUUCAAGUUGGGAGACAAGCAGGAAUGGCCCUUUCAGAGUUCCUGGUGGGUGUCCCUCAAUAGCAACUUUUGGAUGAGAGUCCUUUUCAGAAACAAUUAAGUGAACCAAAAAGGAUAAUGUUAUUUUUCACUGCAAAAAUAGCUGUAGGCCUUGGGAAGUUCUGGAUGUGGACUUGGUCUGUAUGUCCUGACUUUGUGUAUCCCACACAUUGCAGACAUUAAGAACAUAAGAUUCCUGCUGGAUCAGACCAAAGGCCCAUCUCUUCAGCAUCCAGUUCUCACGGUUGCCAGCCAGAUGGCUGUGGGCUCCCUGCAAGCAGAACCCUAGACCAACAGGGCUGUCCCCUCCAGCCAUUUCCAGGCUCUUCUUGUCCUUCUUGCUCUGAAAUGCAGCUUAUAGGGGCACAUGAUUGUGUUUUCUCAUCUGCAGCAGCCAGACGUUGGCACAGUGAAUUCCAAGGACUUUGGUGCUCUUCAUACAUGAACACAUUUGGACAGCAAGUGACAACUGUUUUGCUUGAACACACAUUUUGUGUGCCACCCUGCCAUUUCUGUGUGUAUUGUUGUUUUGCUGCUGAGGCUGCUUAGUUGAUAUUAUUAUUAUUAUUAUUAUUAUUAUUAUUAUUAUGCUUUUCCUGGUUUGUAAGUCAUUCUGGGAACUCAAUUUGGGUGGAAGAGGCAGGGUAGAAAUGGUUUACAGGGUAGAAAUGGAAUACAGAGAACAUUAAAUACAAUUUUGGCUCAGUGAGCCAUUGGAUGCCUUCUUGAAAAAGCAAAAAAUAAAUUUAAAAAAUGGCACUCCAGUGUAGUAGAGUGACUCAUUUGUAGGGAUGUGGCAGAUCUGUUGCUCUUCUUUAAGCCAGCUUUGCAAGGACUUGCUGAGGAAGCGAUUCUCUUCCCCACCCCCUGCCGCUCUUCUCCCUUCUCUUGCUGCCCUACCCUGAUUCGUCACCAUUUGUCCUGGGCUCUCGGACUGAUAAUUGCCAGCUCAGUAUUUGAACACAUAUUGGUAGCAGUAAUUGGAACACAGCAGCUCUCUUGUAAGGAAGUUCAGGUGUUCUGGGGUGGAGUUGCGGGAUCCAAGGGAGAGUGGCUGAGAUCAUUCUGCAUAAAAGCUCGUGUAUGGCAGAAAAUGUGCACAGCUAGCCCAAAACUGUGGUUGUGAGCAUUUGGACCACAAACUUACCUCCUGUUCCUACAGUUUCUCCCUGUUGUGGCCAUGUGUGGUUUUUUUUUGGGGGGGGGAGAGAACACUGUUAAGGAAGUCAUAAGAGUAUGGCAUUUGUAGAUAAGAGACUGAUUCAAAAGCAAUUCCUAUCCGCCAUAAGAAAGUAGCAAAUUACCACAGUGCUUCAUUCAUGUCAUUCAGGAUGUGGUAGAGUCUGCAUCAGCUUUUACUAAACAUGCUCUUGCAAUUUUUAAAUUGCUCUGCAGGGAAGACAUGAUAUCUUCCCUGUGGUUGAGAUUUUACUCUGAUUUUCAUGAGCCUGAGACUUGACAAUCCUUGGACUUUAUGACAAUAAUACGUAUAGAAGGUUAAUAGUAAUAUGAUAUGUAAUUGCCAUCAGGAAUUACAGUUUUAUUACAUAUAAUGUUAUGUUAUUUUACAGUCUUUUACAUGUGUGCUGUGGUGUUAUGAGCAUUCAUAAAAGCAAUGAACAAAUGCAGCUCCUGUCCUAGGGCAGCCUUCUGGGGUUUUUUUGGGCUUUGGUUGGGUUUUUUGUGUGUGUCCAGGGGUGUCCACUUCUAUUCUUAAUAUGCAAGGCAGGUUCUCUGGUGCAGACAAAAACAGGAGGAGGCUUCUAAAUAUAAUCCUGGCUCAGAGCCUGCCAGUCCUCUUUUUCUGUUCUCUGGCUUACAAAGCUCUUGACCCUAAACUCCACCAUCCUCAGUUGCCCCAAAGCUCCCUGCUUCGUUUAAACACUUUUGGCCCCCUGUCUGGGGACACCCUCCCAGAACACCAUACAUGGCAUGAGGUCUCACUCUUGUACCCCGCCCCCAGUUUCCAUUACUGAAUUUGCUCCACUCCUCACCCCAAUUUAAUGUAAUGGUGUUCAUGUAUUUGAAAUGCUGGCCUUCUACCCAACAGCGGUAUCUACACACGUAAGACUAAAAAACAAUUAAAACACAAAGAGCGCAGUGCAAACCAAGCAGUGGAAGAAGAAAACACACGUUCAUUUCAUGUUACUUUUGCUGCUUCCCCUCCCCUUUCUGCUCUGCUGUCAUAGAAUAUAAGCUGCUUGGACAAAUGAUUCACCACCAUUCUUGCUUAUCUUCCGUUGUAAGAUAGCUGUGGCCGUUCUUGGACCAAAAUAAUAAUAAUUUAUUUAUUUAAGGGUGUUUAUUAACUGCUUUUUAGGCACACUUCACUAAGUGGUUUACAUAAUAUUCCUAUCACAAUCAGCAGAUUUUUGCAAAAAGUUAUCGGUAAAAGGCAGUUACCGGUACUGCAGUUUAUUUUAGUAGAUGCUACUGCUUCUCACCCUGCCCCCCACCCAAGGCAAACAUGGUCCUUGAGACGCUCCUGUUGUGGGAAGCCACUAGGGGAGCUGGAUGGUGGUACAUUCCCAAGCUUUCCCCCACUCCCCAUUGCUUGGCCACUGUGGUCCUGGCACUGGUAACCUCUGGAAUGAAUUACUACAGUGUGUUCUAUGUGGGGCUUCCCUUGGGCUUAGUCCACAAGCUGGUGCAGACUGCAGCAGGUAGGUUGUUGCUUGGCCCACCCUGUUGACGCCACUCCUGCUGAGGGAACUGAAAUGGCAGCCAGUAUGUUACUGGGCACAGUUCAGUGCUCUGCUUUUAGCAUUUAAAGCCAUAAAUAACUUGGUGCCAGCUUGCUUGAGGGACUGUCUCACCCUGUAUUUCAGCAAGUGCACUUCUCAGAUGGGCACUGCUGAGAGUAUCUCCUGCCACAGAGGUAUACUUAGUAAGUAUUGGAAAGAGGGCUUUUAGUGUUGCAGCUCCAGCCUUCUAGAAUUGGUUGCCUACUGUGUUUAAGCAAGCAUCUAGCACCAUGAGAUUUAGGCAUUUAUUGAAGACCUUUUUUAAAAAAAAUCUUUCCUUGAAGUGGGAGCCUGUCAUUUUAUGGAAUCUUAACAGUACAAAUAAGGAACUGGUUUUAUUGUGUUCAUUGAGUCUGUGUUAGUAUUUUAAUCUCUUUGUUAUCUUGCUGUACACCACUUUUGUAGCUUUUGGCUAUGAAUCAGUUUAUAGAUCUGCAAAUAAAAUAAAAAUCAUCCUUUGUAAAGCACCAUGUACACAGAUGGUUAUACGUAACCAGUAAAUAAUAUAAUAAUCAAGUUCUUAAAUGGCCUCUCUGUAUUGCAGCUCUUGUAUUAUUAUUUAGAAGUAAGAUCCUCAUCAGUUUUAGGAUGCACUCAGUGAAAUUUUCUCCCAUGGUGGUUCUAAAGUUCUGUUGAAUGGGAACGAAAGAUCCAUCUUGCAUUUCAUCCUGUUCUAACAAUGGUCUGUUGGAUGUCUCCAUGAAAUACAGAAACAGGUCAUGAAGGCUUGGGCCUCCCUGCACAGCAGCAAGGAUUCAGAGGUAGACUUUCUCUGAACCUGAAGGUUCUGUUUAGCUAUUACAGUGGUGCCUCGCAAGACGAAAUUAAUCCGUUCCGCGAGUCUCUUCGUCUAGCGGUUUUUUCGUCUUGCGAAGCAACCCUAUUAGCGGUUUAGCGGCUAUUAAAGGCUUAGCGGCUUAGCGGCUAAAAGGCUAUUAGCGGCUUAGAAAAAGGGGGGGGGAGCGAAAAAAAUCGCAAGACUCGCAAGACUUUUUUGCUUUGCGAAGCAAGCCCAUAGGGAAAUUCAUCCUGCGAUGCGCAUCGAAAAACGGAAAACCCUUUCGUCUAGCGGGUUUUUCGUCUUGCGAGGCAUUCGUCUUGCGGGGCACCACUGUACGGCUAUUAGCCGUUGACAGCCCUAAGCUCUGUGAAUCUGGCUACUUCCUCUUUAAAGCUACUUGCCACUGCCACAUCUUGUGGGAGCGAAUUCUGUAAGUUAAUUAUGUGCUGUGUGAAGAAGUGCUUGUUUCUGACUUUCCUGAAUCUCUUACCUGUCAAUGGGUAUGGGGAUAGCUCAGUUGGUAGAGCAUCUUUCGCCCAAUGUGGGGCUCGAAUCUCAGGGCUGUGGGUUUGAGCCCCACAUUGGGUGAAAGAUUCCUGCAUUGCAGGGAAUUGGACUAGAUGAUCCUCGUGGCCCCUUCGAGCUCUAUGAAUCUGUGUGAGAGACGUUGAUGAUUCUAUCCUGCCCUACCUCCCAAAGGAAUUUGUGUCUGCUUUUCUCCAGACCACGAUGAGUUUAUAAUUUAUAAUUUACCCUUUUAAGCGUUCUUUCUUUAAAAAAGAAGAAGAAAUGCUGUUAAAGUGUGGCUGUCACAAGGGAAAAUGCUUGGGAGGAAGCUCUCCAACCAGGACUGCAGCAGAGGAGCUGUCGCGCCAUCUGUACUGGCACAAGUAGUUGCAUUGGAACAGCAUGGAUGGGGUUUCUGUUGAACUUGAACUGGUGACACCACAUCCUGCUUAUGUUACUGUUUUUCCACAAUGAUGACAUUGUAAAGGGUCACAAAGCAGCGAGGAAAUUUUGCCUGCGCAACAGAACUGAUGGUCUGCAUUUUUCAGGAAGGAGCACUGGAAGUUGCUGGGCAACCUGAAGACGACAGUGGAAGGUUUGGUGUCUAUAAACAAUCCCAACGUCUGGUCUAAGUAUGGUGGCUUGGAGCGACUCUGCAGGGACAUGCACAGCAUUCUGCAUCAUGGGCUCAUUCCAGACAAGGUAGGCUUUCUCGGCUUUCUCUGGAGUUUAUACUCUUACUUCUGCUUUAGCAGGUGGGUAUCUUGACCGGUGUUCACCUGGGACAGCCAUAAAAUGGAUCCCUUAACCAUCUUGUCUAAAAUCUGACCUAGAUGUCAUGUCUUGGACGAGAAUAGAUAGGAAUGUUAGUAGUCGGGUUGCAUCCACAGAACAAGAUGCUAAGGAAGAAGUGAGGCAAGACUGAGACCUGGGCCAACUAGUGUUUGUUUUUGUAAAAAAGAAAAAAAAGGGGGGGAGCAGGUAUAGUAGAGCUGUGAUCCAAGAAUUAGUUAGAUCAUAUUUCCUUUCCAAGGUGACCUUAGGCAAGCCCUUUUGUCUCCCCAUCUGCAGUCAUUUUCAGCUUCAGUCCUUCCUGUCUCCAGGGUGAUGGCUCCUGCUUUCCCUGUAGAGCAGUGUUUCCCAACCUUGGGCCUCCAGCUGUUUUUGGACUACAACUCCCAUCAUCCCUAGCUAGCAAGACCAGUGGUCAGGGAUGAUGGGAAUUGUAGUUCAAAAACAGCUGGAGGCCCAAGGUUGGGAAACACUGCUGUAGAGGAUCACCUGGGAAAUAGGUUCUCUCUGAACUGGAAGGUUUUGUUCUCUUCACACUGUUCAUGAUUUUACGAAGCUUCAUCAUGCCUCCCCUGCACAUUCAUACACAUUUUUUAGAGUAGUGGUACUUCUGAGCAUGCACAUAAGAGCACCAGGCCAAUGGCCCACCUAGUCCGGCAUCCUGUUCUCACAGUGGCUGACCAGAUGCCUGUGGGAAGCCUGCAAGCAGGACAUGAGCACAUCGGCACUCUGCCCACCUGUGAUUCCCAGCAGCUGCUAUUCAAGGCAUGUUGCCUCUCAUGGUGGAGGUGGAAUAUAGCCAUUGUGGCAUUGAUAGCCUUGUCCUCUAUGAAUUGGUUUAGUCCUCUAGUCUAGACAUCCAGUUCCCUAGCUGUGCUGCCAUUAAAUGUCGAACAGCAUUAAUACCUUCCCUCCUGCAACAACCAACAGUUUCUUUUGCCACUGUAGUUGCAAGAAUAAAUCAUUAACUUGCCUUUAUCAUCUUGUGGAAUGGAAUAUUGUACUUUUGAGAUAAUAAUUAGUAAUAAUCUGUUCUGUAGGGCUUUUGCAGUCCUCCAGAGAUAAAAUCAGGCUGUUGGUUGCAGUACAGGCAACUACCCCCAUUUUGUGCGGGGUUUGCAUUCCUGACCCUUGCACACAUUGGUGGAGCUUGUGUAAGUGCUCUCCUCCCUGUUACGCCCCUGCCCUGUUAUGCCCCUGACCCACCCCUUUUUCCGGGCACUUCUAGGUUGUGGCAAUGCGUGUGUGCACAGUCGCACAUAUUUUGAACAUGCAAGAAACAAUCAUUGCUUGUAGUGGAUAAGCUGUAACCAAAGUUACUAGUGAUCAGUGCAUUUUCUCCAUAGAGAGAAGAAAUCAGCAUCUUGGGAAUUUGGGCACAGUUAAAUAAGAGCAUGAAUGCACACACCUUAAGGUUCCUACAUCCAUGAAAAAUCUGGUAUCUUGAAAGCCUUGGUAUUGUUGCUUCAAAAAUACACUGAUUCUUAUUUGGUUCAGUGUUAUAUUAAUGUUGGCUGCUCUAGAAAACGUUUUCAUGUUUAUAAAACUGUAGCUGUCAGGAUGUGUAGUGUGGUGUUUGCUUUGGCCUUCCUGUCUAACCUAAUUUAGUUCCAUUUGUAUUUGCACCAUUCAUUGUCUGCUCCAUCCAUACAGCUGCUCUUAAUGUAUAUUAGCCCCCUUGAUAAUUUUAAUCAGAAAGACAGGAUAUAACUGUUCCCGCUUUAAAAAUAUAUAAUUUGUUGCUUGGGAAAGGUUGAGCCAUAACAAUGUAAUUAAGAUGUUAUAUUCUUGGGCAAGGUUCUUGAGCAGGUAGUCACAGACCAGAUCCAGACGCUGUUGGAGGAAGUGGGUAUUUUUAGAUCCAUUUCAAUCGGGUUUUAGGCCCAGUUUGGGCACAGAAACUGCUUUGGUCACCCUGUAUGACUUCUGUUAAGAGGAAGACAGGGGAAAUGUGUACCCAUUAGUUCGCCUCAACCUCUCUGCAGCUUUUCAUCAUUGUAUCCUUCUGGAGUGACUGUCCAAGUUAGGGGUAGGUGGCACCACUUUUUGGUAUUUCUGGUCCUAUUUGGAUGGUCAUUUCCAGAGGGCGAUAACUGGGGAGUGCUCUUCAGCCUUGUGGAGCUUUCAGUGUGGGGUUCCUCAGGGUUCAGUUUUAUCCCAUAUGCUCAGUGAGGUCAUCCAGAGUUUCUGAGUACAUUGUCAGCAAUAUGCUGAUGGCACAACAGUUACUCUUGCCUCAAGCCUUUGUAGUUUUGUGAGUGUUGGUGUGUGUGUUUUCAAACAAACCAUGGGUAAGGAAAACUAUUGAAUUUACACGUAAUGUUAAGCCAUGUUUAAAACAAGCCAAGUUUCAUAAGCCAUCAAAAACCCAUGACUUCAAAUCGUCGGUUUUUGGCAAUAAAUAAUAGGUAAGCUGCUGGGCAGGGUACACACAUAACACUAAAGCAUAGUUUGAUAAACUAUGAUUUAGCAUUAUGUACCAACCAGGUGAUUGAUUUGCUUAACCUGAAUGCAGCAUGUUCCAGACACCAGGAAGGCAUUGAAUUCUUGACUCUGUUCUUGUCUGACUUUUUGCAACUGCUUGAGAGAAGGAAGAUGCAAAUUAAGCUGUAACAGAGGUUAUUUCAGAAGUAGCACUUCAGACCACCUGACAUGUUUUGGUCCGUAGUUCAUAAUUGACAGCGGUAAAGGAGUUAAUUUCCUUCCUCUUUCUAAGCCUGCCUCUUAAUGAAUCUGGUCUCUGAUCACAUAUUGAGCUGGCACUGCCAGGGGAAUUUUUAACUCUCUGUAUUUCCUGGGCAGGUGUGUUGCAGGCAGAGGGAUUAUUGGCAGUUUGUGAAGGACCUCCGUUGGCUGAGCCCACAUGCUGCCCAUCACAUUGAAAAGGUGAGCUCAUGUUUUGGGGAAAGAAGAUCUUGGUUUUGCCAGGGGGUGGGGGACAUGUUUGUCGAGGUGAGCAGAAGUCACUUGCCUCUUUGUUGUUUUUAAUCUUUACGGAAGGUCUGAAAGGCAAAUCUUGCUGGGAUUGUUUGCAGGAAGCCAGUAACUCAAAUAAAAAGUGCUGACGGCAGGUGGGAGGGAGCUGAUGGGAAACUCUUACCUGCAGCCCAAGGUUGGUGAGGAAAUGCAAGCAGCUUCAGACCUGAGGAAAGUUUAAUAAUAAUAAUAAUAAUAAUAAUAAUAAAUAACAACAACUGAUUUAUAACUGAACUAUAACUGAAUUCCCAUCAAGCUCCCUUUGCCUGCUGCAGCUCAAGUUCUGACACUGGACCAAUGGCGAGAGUUGUGAUAUAAAACGGGAAAAUUGGCGUGAUUGUCGUGGAAAGCAUAUGUAGGUGUGUUGUAUUGGGGCUGCGGCUACAGUCUCCAUUUAGAGAACAAUCAGGCAAGAAAAUGGGGUCUGCUAAGGGCAGACAGCUUCCUCCUUCUCCAAGGGUUAUAACACAUCUCAGGCUUGCAAAGUGAGGCCAUUAUUUUCCCUGUUGUGCGAAUGGGGAACUGAUGCUGAUACAGAGUGGCUUUCCGGCAGCCUAGGCUAUGCUGCCUCUCAUUUGUCUGCUGGUGCCUCAAGCAGCAGUCCCUCAUACCCUUCCAGGGACAGUGGCAAAUUGAGAGAGAUGCUAAGAGGAGUAUGUAAUCAGGGCUCUUCUGGGACGCUGCUGUCCAUUACCUGCUAGUCUCUGCCAGCUUUUCAGAGGAAGUAGCAUCUGUCUUCCAGUUUAUCAACCUGUACGAGAACGGACAGCGGAACACCGACGGCGUCAGUGAUCGAGCCAUUGCAGAGGCGUGGCUCCAGCACAGCCUGCAGUUCCAUUGCCUGUCAGCUCAGCUGAAGCCUCUGCUUGGGAACAAACAGUACACCAGGAAGUUCUAUGCAGGUAAGAUGAAACCCGUGCUCUUCCUCUUCUUUCUCGUGCCAUUCGUCUUCUUUCUUGUACCCUGUGGUCUGCACUUGGCAGCCUGCAAACAAAAGGCAGCUUUCAGACAGACACAGGUGGCUUCUCUCUUCCUCCCCCUUCCCCAAAAUUGAGGUUAAAGUCCCAGGCUGGCCAUGCUGGCAAAUGUUGUUUAAAGGAUGUGGAAGGGUCAUGGCUCAGUGGUAGGUUGUCUGCUUUGCAUGUGGAAGAUCGCAAUUUCAAUCCCCAGCAUUUCCACAUAGGCCUGAAACCCUGUAGAGCAUGGGUAGGCAAACUAAGGCCCGGGGGCCAGAUCCAGCCCAAUCGCAUUCUAAAUCCAGCCCAUGGGCGGUCUGGGAAUCAGCGUGUUUUUUCAUGAGUAGAAUGUGUCCUUUUAUUUAAAAUGCAUCUCUGGGUUAUUUGUGGGGCAUAGGAAUUCAUUCAUUCAUCCCCCCUCCGCAAAAUAGUCCAUCCCCCCAGAAGGUCUGAGGGACAGUGGACCGGCCCCCUGCUGAAAAAGUUUGCUGACCUCUGCUGUAGAGCCACUGCUGGGCAUUGUAGACAAUACUACAAUACUGCCCGGGGAUCUUUGGAUAAAAGGGCAAAGGAAAAAGUCACGUCUGUUGCUCCUCAGAGUUUUUCAUGUGCUCCUCUGGAGGUUUCCCAGGAAGGAAUGUGCCUCUUAGGCUGAAAAAGGUUUCUCAUCCCUGGGGGGGGGGGGGGACACAAAGCAAUGAGCUGUGCUGCCUCAUCUAUUGUUUCACAUCAUGUCUUUUGUAGCUGUUCUGUUGUACUGCUUUCACUUUAUUAAAGCUGCUUCCUUAUUUAUCUGGCAGUUCAUCAAUUUUCAUAUCCUCUUUUUGUGUUUCAUAUUCAUGUUCUUUUAAACAUGGAUGACCUGGCUAAAUUUGUUUUACUGAAGUGCAAAUCCUCCGCCUAAUAUUUUUGUUUGAUGUCUCAUUUCGCUCUGUACGUUAUAUAUGUGCACAUACAAAUGCAAACUAAUAAAUAUGUCUGGAAAAGUAAGCAAUAAAAAAUGGGAAAAUGCCAAAAUACUAUAACUGGCCUAUAUAUAUUAAGAGCUUAACCAGUGACUCAAAAGGUAGUAAAAGAGGAUUAGGCAAUUCAUGGGUGGCAAGGCUGUGUUCUAUCUCCCUUCUCAUAAUCAAUAUGUUCUUAAAACCAGUUACUAGGCUUCCCCAGUGGAAAGAGUGCUGUUGUGCUCAUAUCCUUUCUUGCAGUCUUCCCAAGAAGUAUCAGGUUGGCCACUGUGAGAACAGAACGUUGGACUAGAUGUGUUGCUAGCCUGAUCUUGCCGGCUCUUCUUAGCUUCUCUGGCAGCCCAUGGUAUAUCUGAAUGACAUGUAUGAACACACUGCGUGAACAAUCCUGUAGUGACCUCUCAUGAUAGACACUUACGUGUCAUUCACCACUCUUGGGUACUUUGGUUGGUCUGAUCCUGUGGCCUGCAGGGAGGUUGAAACAGAUUCUCUUUCCUCACUGUCUGGGGUGUGCUGAGGUUCCUGGGGCGAGAGGAAAGGCAAGCAGUUUCCCAAGCCGUGGGGACAGUGCAUUGUCUUGUUCUUUCAGCUGUUGAGCAUGAUAGCAGUCAAGAUGCCUAAAAAGAGCCAGUGUACAGAGCACGUAAUAUGGAUAACACUGAAAGUCAAGUACAGGAUAGACAUGGAAACCUCAAACUCCUGCACUAGAGAUAAACACUUUUAGGUAACUAAAUUUCUUUAGAAAAAGGCUUGCAUCUCAGUCAAGAAGGAAGUCUUCUCUGUUGGCCUUCUCUUGGGAGACCCAGGCUUAAUUCUUGCUGAGCCGUAACCAUUUGAUACCAAAAAACGAACAAAAAUUCGCAUAGAAUACUACAGCAUCAAAGACAAGGGUUCUAGUCUAGCCUUCUCCUGACAUGCUGGUUUUCAGUGUGCAAGGGAUAUUUCCAUUGCAUGAGCCCUCAUCUGCAGCCUGAAGUGAAGCAGGCUUACCACUUAAGUGAGAACUAGGCCUAUGGGACCCUGCUUUUAUGGCAAAGAGUAGAAAGAAUAAAUGCCCAGGAACAAAGGAAGCUGCCCUUAUACCACAUCAGACUAUUAAUCCAGCUAGGCUAGAGUUAGCUGCUCUGGCUGGGAGCGGCUCUUGCAAGGCCAUCUGGAAAAGUCUUUCCCAGCCCUACUAUCUGAAAUCCUUUUAACUGGGACUGAGCCUGGGACCUUCUGCAUUCAAAGCAUGUGAUCUACUACUAAGUACAGUGGUACCUCGGCUUAAGUACUUAAUUUGUUUCGGAGGUCCGUUCUUAACCUGAAACUGUUCUUAACCUGAAGCAGCACUUUAGCUAAUGGGGCCUCUUGCUCCUGCCAUGCCACUGGAGCACGAUUUCUGUUCUCAUCCUGAAGCAAAGUUCUUAACCCGAGGUACUAUUUCUGGGUUAGCGCAGUCUGUAACCUGAAGUGUCAGUAACCCGAGGUACCACUGUAAUGGGCUCUUUCCUUUGGGCCUACUUCCUUAACUCCCAAACCCUUGCUUGUGCUUUUUUGUAUCCUCAGCCCCCGCAUGCUUAUGAUCACAGCCUGUUGAUACAAAGCCUUAAGUGUGUAGAGCUUGUACCAUGAAGGCUGGGGAGGAGGGGGGUCCCUUGUCCUAAUUGGCAUGCCAUGAAGGGAGACAUUCAAGAGGCCUUUGUUGUUGUAACACAGCUGCAGAGUCCGUUUCUGCAAUUCUUCUGUUGAGAUGGCGUGUCCAUGGGUGAGGCAACUGUCGAGGAACAUACUAGGGGACUGUUCCUGCAAAGGUAGCUUCUUCCAUGGCUGUGUCUAAUUGUAGGAACUCUGGUGACAGAUGCGGCACGAGAACCCAUCCCUGCUGCACUGCAGUGCAAACUACUAAGUUGUGGAGAAGGCAAGGCUAGAAUUCUCCUGCUUGACACGAUAGGUUUCCAGUGUGCAGGGAAGCUGCAUCAGCAGGGAUUUGACUCUAUGACACCUGACCUGGCCAACUCCCUGAUUGUAUGUCAACUGGGAAGUGCUAAGUGAGUGAAAAGCAGAGGAUACUUGUCCCAACACCUUCAUUUAGGUGGCUGUCUGAUUUAUAACUUGCAAGAGGUUUCUGAAGACUGCUGCGCAACCAUAGAAAUCUUUUCCCUGUGAAUUCAUUGGGCAUUGAAUGCUUUCUGAGAAGGAUUGUAAGACAGACAAGUUUGAGUUUUAGUAGUUCAGGGCUACUUUUUCUUUUUUAUAAAAGUCUUCAGUAUUUUUGCUGGGGAUCCUUUUAUUUUUGGUUUUUAUUUGACUUUUUUUUUUUAAUUGCUCAGCACCCUUGGGGAAGAAUAGAAAGCUAAGUAACACAUAGCUUGUAGGAAGUCUUUUCCCUCCUUCCUUCUGAAAGUCCCUUGGGUACUUCCUCUCCCCUCUCUUCUGUAGCAUGAAGCCCAGAGGACUGGACAUUAGGAAUGCAAAUACUGUAUGCUUCACCAUGUAAAGGAACAAUAAGCCAAUACUAUUGUAUUUUAAUAUUCUGUUGGAAGCUGCCCAGAAUGGCUGGGGAAACCCAGCCAGAUGGGCGUGGUAUAAAUAAAUUAUUAUUAUUAUUAUUAUUAUUAUUACAGUGGUACCUCAGGUUACAUACGCUUCAGGUUACAUACGCUUCAGGUUACAGACUUCGCUAACCCAGAAAUAGUGCUUCAGGUUAAGAACUUUGCUUCAGGAUGACAACAGAAAUCGUGCUCCGGUGACGCGGCACAGCAGGAGGCCAUAUUAGCUAAAGUGGUGCUUCAGGUUAAGAACAGUUUCAGGUUAAGUACGGACCUCCAGGACGAAUUAAGUAUUUAACAUGAGGUACCACUGUAGUAUUAUUAUUAUUAUUAUUAUUAUUAUUAUUAUUAUAUCAACCUGACUUUUCCUUUUUUCUUUUUUUUUUCUUUUUGCAGACUCGGCGUUCCUGCUCAGUGAUGCUCAUGUGACAGCCAUGUUACAGUGCUUGGAGGCUGUCGAACAGAACAACCCCCGGCUGCUAGCUCAGAUAGAUGCAUCUAUGGUGAGAAGGGUCCUCACUGCUUCUUGUUUGUGCCCCCUCCCCUUUUGCUCAUUGCUUCCCUCCUCCCAGGUGCUGCUCUGCUGUUGUCCUGCACACAAUAUCUCAUUCAGGAGCAAGCAGGGGACUCUUGAAGAAGUGCCUUGACUGCUUGACCCCAGAGGUUAAAUGCCCCAGAGCAUUUGCUGUAGCUCUGUAAAAUGGCUGGUCAGGAGGAAAUUGCUCAGCCAGCUAUAUCUUUGAGAAGGCAGAUUGCAGUGCUGGUUCAGAAGCAUCUGUCAGGUAGACUGGACCCUGGGGGAUUUUCUCCAUUGCUUCAGGGUUUGUUAUUAGUUGCUCCACUUAGCUUCCAGGCCUGCUUUCAGAAAGAGCCACAGUGGAUAAGACAUGAGGAAAUUACUGGGCUACUUCUAAAGACUAGCUGUUAGUGAAAUAGCUGCUGGGGAAGUUGUGGGUGACUCUUCUUUCUUGGAGGUUUGAAAAGAAGCUUGGCCAGGGAUCAGUGAAUGUGCUUUAGCUAUGUCACCUUGGAGCAGAUGUUGGAUUUAAUGAGUGGCUUUCCAUGGUGCCAGAAGUCAAGUGGGAGUUCCUCAAUAAGAUGAUCAGCAACGGUUCACAAACUUCUCUGAAACGCUGCUUGCCCACCUUUCCCUGCAACACAGAGUUUUCUUAGGGCAACACUUAACAUGGGACAACAGUGUUGAUGAGGCACAGCUGACAUGUUAGUGUCCCUAGAAUGUGCCCUCUGCAACACCCAGGGAUUCCACGGCAGCUGAUCUGGGGUUCACAGGCUAAAUCAAUCAAUCAAUCAAUCAAUCAAUCAAUAAAUAAAUGUGGACCCUGUUCCUUGAAUAUGGAUUGAUUCAGAUAAUCCACUGGAUUCCUUCCAUUUCUGGUUCUAUAGCUCUACUUCCUUGUGUAUUCCUUGUGCAUUAACUAGGUCCUUCUUUCAGUUUGCCAGGAAGAGCGAGUCCUCUGUGCCUGUGACCAAGAGCCAAAGUCUCACAGCGCUUCCUGGAUCCAUAUGUACCCCUCCAGCUGAAUGCACGACCCACCGGUAUUUUGGCUCCUUCUCAGGUCUUUACUCCGCCUCUGCCAGCAUUCAAGGUGAAAGCUCCAGCACCUCAAAGUGCAGUAGUUUAGGUUGUGCUUUUCUGUUGCCAUUUCUGUUUCUUAAAAUACUCAAGUCCAUGCUUCCCCUUCUUUCCCCACCUCUUUACAGACAGGAGACCAUCAAACACUUGGGUUUGCAGCGGCACCAGCCAGCCUCAGGAAAACUCCCAGUGUGCCUCAUCUCAUUGGCAGCCGGAGGGCAGGUCCCCCCAGUGGCAAGCCGCUCCUCUCCCUCACCUCACCGUCUGUCCCCCGAAAGAUGCCUCCCUUCCUGGUGAGAUGAGUGCCAGCACCUCGGCCAACGAUGACUCGUGGGCAGCCAGCCAGGAUGACACAGACGGGCCAGAAUACCUGGCGAUUGGGAACCUGGGCCGGCAGAGUCGGGCUUGCGGUAGCCCAGCCCAGUCUGGCACGUCCACUAGCAACAGUGCUGAGAGCAGCACCUCCAACCUGUUUUCGUCCAGCAGCUCCCAAAAGCAGUCCGUUUCCUCCUUGGGAGAUCAGGGAGCAAGUGGUGGCAGCAGCAGCAGCCGAGGGAUGAGCCUCUUCCGUAGGUCCAGCUUCUCAGAGGGUCAGACGGCAGCUUCCUAUGGGGCGCUCAAGAGGAGCCAUGUACGCUCCCAUUCAGACACCAAUGUGGCCUCUGGGAAAACUCACGGUAAGGUGUGGGCAAAAGAGUUGGAUAUUUUACGACUGCUGCUGUUGAGCACAGACUCAGCUGCCUCUGGAAAAACUUUCAACUUCUGUAAUGGUCCCUGCCCACUUAAUAGAAAAGACAGGAUUUGCAUGAAAGGUGUUACAAUGAAUGAAUAGCAGAAAUGAUGUACAAGGCAGCCAAGCCCUACCCUCCCACCCAUACUUGCUAUAGCUCAGGCUUUUGCAGCGGUGGGGGGGAUCUUUUUGGUUGGUUCCAUGGGCCAGGUCCUUAUCAGAAUUGGCUUUGUGGGCCAAAUUUGACGGGUGUUCAGAACCACCCACCUGUCAAAAUCCCUAGCAGGAGCAAUGUCAAAAUGGAGGUGAGGGCAGGUGUUUCACAAAGCGUUUUUGUAAACCACUCUGAAGUGCCUCAUACCCACCUUUUCAACCUUGCUCCAGCUCUGAAGAGCAAAAGUCAACCUGGUUCACCUUUCCCUUUGAUUUGUGACAUACUUCAUAGAUGGUCUUAGGGGAGCAGGUAGAAGGAGAUCAAGCUGGGAAGAUGAGCUGUUAUAAUUAUCUGUCAGAGAAAAGCAGACAGGGAGCUCCCAAAGCAAGUGGUCAAAAUUCAUGGCCGAAUAAUCCAUAUUUCAUGAACCCACUGUUGCCCAUGUCUGCCAGUCACCCUCAUCUCCUGUGAUGCCCCUUCUCAAAUGCUUUCCUUGGCUGCCUUCCCAUCCCCUUUCAUUUCCAGCAGAAAUUCCUUGGCUCUCCUGCCUCUAAAGCUGGCCACAGCCUUGCUAUUCCUUUGGUUUCCUUUACAGAGCUGUCUGUGACUUUGGUCUUCUAACCACAGCUGUGUGAUGAUCUUCCAACACAACUUUGCCUGUUCUCCUUUCCCGCCCUUCAGUUAGAAUAAUAGAAUCAUAGAAUUGUAGAGCUGGAAUGGACCCUGAGGAUCAUCUAGUCCAACCCCCUGCAAUGCAGGAAUAUGCAGCUGUCCCAUGCAUGGAUCGAACCUGCAACCUUGGCAUUAUCAGCACCAUGCUCUAACCAACUGAGCUAUCCAGUUGUGGAAGUCCCUCUCUGGACAAGUACAAGAGGCCAUCUCCCUUCUUUCACAUCCCCCCUCAAACCCUUCCUUUCCCCCCUGUGCAACAUUUCUUUUAAUCCCUGCCCUCAGUUGCAUCCGCACCUGAGUACAGGUAAUGCACUUGGUCACAUUUGCUUGCUUCUCUUCUCUCUCUCCUUCUCUUGGCUUUCUGGCCGGCAUUUGGAUUGUAGGCUCCUUGGAGACAGAGCCCCUCUCACUCGCUCAAGAAAUCCUGCAAAGUGCUAUGUACACUUAGGCUGCAAAAAUGACAAAUUGUAUGUCAAACUUCCUUCUCUGCACAGUAUUCAUAUAGUUGCUGAUGUAGCCAUGAAGAUGCAGAGUCACAUUGGUAGCCUUUUGUUGAGCUGCUGACCCCUUCCCAGAAAUCUAUCAUGCUACACAAAACACAAUUAUUCUUUUCCCCACUCAGCCAGUAGUAUUUUAACUUUGCCCACAUCUAGAAAUGCACUUCUCGAGACAGUGAAUAUCAUGCUGAGAAAGGGAUUGUAAAGAUUCCUGCUACAAGUAGCAAGGCGCAUUCAUAGGCAUGGUACCCUCAGUUAAUUUACACACACGAUAGCAGGCCCAAUUCCUUGACCCCUGCUCUGUGACCGCUGGAAAUAAAUAAAAUCAUACCAGCAAAUAGCAGAAGAGAGCUGGAGAGUCCUUGUGGCUUGUGAGGGGACCCUCCCCAAAGCCUGAAGAGGAUGUCAAUGAGGGCAGAGGAAGCCCUGAAGAGACCUGAGGUACAGCAGGGCUUUGUUUAGGCUGCUCAGCUUCCCCACUUAAUAGCUGACGUGGGGUAGCGCAGCAGCAGCAGCAGCAGCUGCUUCUGUUUUCUUGCGCAUCCUCAGUCCAGCCCCAGAGCUUUAAUUCUAGAUAUUUUGGUCUGGAUUGGAGAAAGAGCAGUAGACCAGGGGGAAAUAGGCAUUUAGAAGCUUUUUAGACAGGGGGACGCCUGUACUAUGCUUAACAUAGGUGUUAAUCCCACACUAGUUAGCUGCUCCUAUGCUCAAAAUUUUGCAAGAUGGACCCACAGAGCCUGACCUGCCACCCUAGAGGCCACCACCAGUGUCAUGCACUUGAUUCCUGCAGUGGCUGCAACGUCGCUAGUCUUGGUCACCGUGCUUCUUUAUAAUAAUCUGCAUGAGCAUAUGUUGAUUUAAAACAGAGUCUGUCGUGCCCAGCGGAAGGAUGAGGAGUACGUGCUACAUUCUCUAUAUUGCUUUAUUUACAGUUCAAAGCUGGUAUAUUACAGAAAGACAUCUUGCCUCUGCCGGAGCAGAGAAAUGCAUCCACUCUCCUCAACAGCUCGGAGAGAAUCACACAGUGAAAAAACAGGAAACCAGUGUACGUCACAUCCAGUCUCCCUUUCCCGUGAGAAACUCCAACAGUACAGACUGUGGAAUGUAAACACCUGUCUCGUGACAAGCAGAGCUGCACAGUGAAGGAAAGCAGAAACCAACAUCCUCCCCUUUCUGUGAACAUCACUGGGCAGCGUGUUUGUACAAUAUCAGUACAAACCCAACUUCUGCACAUAGGUACAGUGUUGAUCCUCGAUACAAUCUUGGACAAUACAUCAGCAGGAAUUUCAUUACCUGGCAUAUAGGACACCGUUACGAGUCCCUUCUGAAUACAUUCCCUAGCAUGCUGCAACUUUAAUUGCAAGUGCUUUGUGCUUUGCUUACAACCUUCAGACUUCAGCAAAGCCAAACAUGCUUUGUUGUCCUGGUAAACCUGGAUUGGACAUUUGACAGGAAUUUUCAUAUCUUUGCACAAUUGUACUAACCAUUCACAAUCUUUAAGUGAAUAAGACAGUGCAUUCAGUUCAGCUUCACAAGUACUUAAGCUAACUGUUGUUUGCUUCUUGCAUGACCAAUCAAACAGACUCUGAUUGUACAUGUAGCAAACUCCAGACGUACUUUUCCUGUCUGUAGCGUCACUUCCAAAACUUGCAUCUGCAAAUAUCUCAAGACCACCAGACUUCUGAUUGUUAAAUCUCAGUCUGUAAUGCAUAGUGCCUUUCAAAUACCGCGCUAUGCGUUUCAGAGCUUUCAAUCCUUGACACUAGGAUUGUUGACUUGUCUGCUUAGCAAAUUACAGCUAACAGCAAUGUCUGGUCUUGAACAUCUGGCAAUGAAGUUUAGCUUGCCUAGCACACUCCUGUACAGUGUAGUGUCAGAAAAUGCUUCUUCAGUGUCAUCUACCUGAUAACCUGUUGUCAUCGGUGUGUCUACAGGGUUAGCAUCCAUCAGAUUUAGUUUGCUUAACACAUCAGCAAUUUUCCGUGACUGGUGUACUAGAAUGUUACCAUCUUGAUCUCUCUCUAUUUCCAGAGAUAGGUAGUUGUUUACCUCACCAAGAUCUUUCAUGUCAAAGUGCUCUUUCAGUUGAGCUAGGGCGCUAUUGUACAUUGCAACAUCUUUCCAAAAGAAUAAUAAAUCAUCAACAUAAAACAAACAGUACAGUUUCUUUUGCCCCUCCUCUUUGACAAAUACACAUGGAUCAGCUUUCCCUUGCUGAAAACCUAGAAAACAAUACUUCAGUGAGUUUUGUGUGCCAACACCGUGCACUUUGUUUGAGACCAUAAAGGGAUUUCUUCAGAGCACAAACAAAUCCCUGUUUUACCUGUACGCCAUCAGGUGGAAGCAUAUAAAGUGAUUCAUCUAGAGAUCCGUACAGAAAAGCUGUAUUAAUAUCAUGGUGACUAAUGUGUAGAUUUUCCUCUGCAGCUAGCUUGAGCAUAAGCCUAAUGCUUUCAUAUCUCACUGUGGGUGAAUAGGUCUCGUGAUAGUCUUCACCUGGUACCUGUGCAAAACCUCUGGCUACCAAUCUGGCUUUGUGUCUGACUAUCUUGCCAUUUUGAUCUGUCUUCGCUUUGAAGACCCAUUUGCUUCAAGCAGUUUCAUUCCUGGAACUACUGGAACUAGCUCCCAUGUUUUGUUCCUUUCUAAGGAAUCAAGCUCAGCCUUCAUGGCAUUUAACCAUGGCUCAGCUUCCUUUGAAUCCAAACCCUGGAUUUCUUGGAAACUUGAAGGUUCAAAUACCUUCUUGGAGCUUUUAACAGCUGUUACUGCUAUCUUAGCAAACUCAUCAGCAAAUCUCUUUGGAGGUUUGCCUUUUGUGGCUCUCUGUGACCUACGAAUUAGCCUUAAGUCUUCAACACUCUCCUCUUCCUUCUUAGGAGAAAAACGACCUAUUGUGAACAAUGGUUCCUCCAAUUCUUGAUCAGAGCUUUCAGAGGGUCGCAUAGAGGCUUUCGCACUCUCGAAAUCCUCUGAAUCACCCGAUUCAGUUUCAGAUUCAGACUCAGAACCUUCAUCAGUGGGUGUGGGUUGUUGUGGUUGCUUUUGACUAUCCUCAGUCUCAUCACCGUCAUCAGGAUAACAUUGGAAAAUUCCCACAGUCUCCCCCCCACUUUGCAUUGUACUCAACACUUCUCGUGAGCGUAAUUGUCUUAGAGUCAGUCAUCAUUAUUCUGUAAGACCCUUUCUGAUAACCUAGAAAGAUACCAUGCAAUCCACGCUUGUCUAACUUGGAGUUUUGUGGUGAGCGAACCCACAUGUCAGAACCAAAAAUCUUCAUGUGUUUGAUGUAUGGCUUCUUGCCAAACAUCUUCUCAUAGAAGUACAACCAAUCGCUGAAGAUAACCUGCGAUUGUAACUGUAAACAAAACACGAGAGAGAUUCGGCCCAAUAACUCUCUGGAAGAUUGGCAUCAUGCAGCAAGGUUUUUAACCCUUGAAGCAAUGUCUGAUUUGCCCGUUCCAUAAGUCCAUUCUGCCAUGGCGAGCGAGGACUAGACAAAUCGUGUUGAAUUCCUUUCUCAGUCAGAAAAGCUUCAAACUGCUGAGAAGUGAAUUCCCCCGCGAUCACUGAAAAGAGUCUUUAUCUUCUUACCAUGCACAUUUUCCAACCAAGCACAGAAUUCCUUGAACCUAGGAAAAGCCUCCGAUUUCUGCUUGAGAUUGUACACAAAAAUAUAUCUAGAAAAUGCAUCAAUGAGAACCAUGAAGUAUCUAUUUCCACCCAAAGAGGGCGCUAGUGGUCCAACCAAAUCAGCAUGAACAACCUGGUAUGGUUCUGUAGCUUUCCUACUAGACACCUUACCUUUCGCAGCCAUUUUCACCUUGUUUGCUGCGCAUGCUUUGCACUUCAUGUGGUACCUGCAGGGUUUAAUAGUCAUACCUUCAACCAAGGCAGGCAUUUUAGAUACUGCCUCAAAAUGCAAAUGACCAAAUUUUCGAUGAAAAUCGUGAAUACAUUCUGCAUGCAAACUUUUGUUAGAACCUGCAAUGCAACAAGUGUCAUCCUGCACCACAUCAUCAUAAUACAAAACAAACAAAUGAUCAACAUAUUCUGCAUGCAAUACAUAAUCAUUUUUCUUUGUGAUGAUGCACUUCUUGUUCUUGAAGGAAACGUCAAUGUUCCGCUCAUUCAGCUGUCCAACGCUGAGCAGAUUAUGUUUGGCGUCUGGCACGUAAAGCACAUUCUGUAUCGAUAAGUCCAAACUGUGAAGAACAACAGUUCCGUAGCCUUUACUGGGAAUAGUGUGGUCAUCCGCCUGGUGAAUCGCACCUUCCUGCGGUGUAAAAGACACAAACAGUUUCUUAUCGUUGCACAUGUGGUGGGUGGCCGCUGAAUCAACAACGAAGAAAGAUCUAGACGUCUUCUGGACCUCUGCAACCUUUGGAGUGAAGCGUGAAACCAUAGCCUUGUGCUGCGUUGUCCUAGACACCGGACCUUUGCCUUUGCCUCGGCCUUUUCCGCGCGAUGAGCUUUCGCUGCGCUGCUCUGUCUUGGCCCUGGGAUGUCUGCAUUCCCUCUUCAUAUGGCCUAGACGUCCACACGAGUAGCAUUUCACUGCCUUCAAAGCUUUGGCGCCAUCUGGUGGUUCCACUGCACUAUGGGAUGACGUCUGUGAAGACUCCCCUUGCCCAUGCAGCUAGCACCCGGCGAUCUGCUUCAUUUAAAAUCACGGCAGUAAUAAAGUCCACUGUCAGCUGAGCAGUUGGUUGCACAGCAAUCUGGGUUGCAACAGACUCCCAACCUGAACCCAAAGAUUGUAGUAUCAUGAAAGAAUACACAGCCUCUGGAAAGUUGAGUCCUCUCUGUUGCAGCUCAUGUCUCAGAUUUUGCAUCUCCAUCAGAUGUAAACGCACAUCUCCACCUUCAGCAAGAGCCAUAUUAUGCAGCUUGUUAAAGUAAAACAUAGUGGAUCCAGCUUCUGUCCUUAAGUGAGCCUCUCUCAAAGCGUCCCAAAUUUCUCUGGCUGAGGUCUUAUCACGCAAUAGACAGAGCUCUUCUGGGGAUACUAUCAAUGUAAGAGUUCCCCUUGCUUUGGAAUCCUUAGCUUCCCAUGCAUCUGUAACUGGAACUGGGGGUUUCUGUAAUCACCUCAAACAAACCCUCUUUCCGCAGAAUUGCCUCUGCAUACUGAACCCAGUCGCUGUAAUUUUUCUUGUUGAGCUUAGGAAUCCCACAAGCAUCCUGAAGGGCCAUCAUGACUCUGGCAUUAGCCUUCAGCGUCAUAUAUAUGCUGCUUUAAAUCUUGCUGCGUCACUGCUGCAGCUGCCUUAUUACAAAGGCACACUUAAAAGUUACUUUCGAUUUCCCCAGCAUAGUGACUUGUGCCUGGGAGCCUUUUGCCUAUUCCCGGCAAAACCGGCUUUAAAAGUUCAAAGUCCAGCCAUAAAGCCAUUAACUUGAAGCUGGCAGGCUGCCCGGAGCAGUAGCACAUACCUCAUCAAUCACUUCUACGCGCAGAGCAGAUUCCUUUCCGAUCCGUCCCUCUGCAUUCCGAUCCUUUGCCGGCACUCCGAUUCGACCUCUGGAGCCCAUAACCACGUGUUGAUUUAAAACAGAGUCUGUCGUGCCCAGCGGAAGGAUGAGGAGUACGUGCUACAUACUCUAUAUUGCUUUAUUUACAGUUCAAAGCUGGUAUAUUACAGAAAGACAUCUUGCCUCUGCCGGAGCAGAGAAAUGCAUCCACUCUCCUCAACAGCUCGGAGAGAAUCACACAGUGAAAAACAGGAAACCAGUGUACGUCACAUCCAGUCUCCCUUUCCCGUGAGAAACUCCAACAGUACAGACUGUGGAAUGUAAACACCUGUCUCGUGACAAGCAGAGCUGCACAGUGAAGGAAAGCAGAAACCAACAGCAUAUUGGUGAGAUUGUGUGGGGCUGCUGGAAAAAGGAUAAUGCUGAGGCCAACAGCAGCCACAGCAAGCGGCAAAGAAAAAGGGAAUUACAAUUGGGCAGAAGAACUUGGUGGACCUGAAAUGACUGAUAGGCUCCUUUUUUUUUUUUAAAGAAAAUGACUCUAAAGUUGGGGUCCCAAACAUGGCACUCAUUAGCAUCAUGGUUCCUUGGAUUUAAUUGUUGUUUUUGCUUUUUGUUUUAAAUGGUGCUUUGGACAGUUGCCUUUUUUGCAGGGGUGGGGGUGAGGGAGGUUGCUUUUGGGGGGUAUAGGUGUUUUGCCUGGUUUUGGUGGAGGAGGGAUUCAGGUACCUACAACAGUUUCUUAGAUUCUCAAGUGUGCCCCUGGGCCCCCCAAAUUUGGGGCCUUGUUUUGGGAUCUCUACUCUGUUGUGUUGUUCAUGGUAUGGGCAAUGGCAGAACCCUUUGGAGGUCUUUAAAGGGAGAACAAAUACAACGUCUCCAAAAUGUGGCAGACAGGAUUCUGCCUUGGUAAGUAACUUUCCUCUCUCUUUUUCUCUCUCUUCCUUCACGCUCCCUUUUCUGCUUUGCUGCCUGUCCUUAGGGGGGCACAGAGAUAUCAGCAUUAUAAUAGAAGAUCCUGUUGCAGGUUUGGGAGCCAGCACAUUGCAAACCCCUUCAUCAGCAUCUUCUGCACUGACUGCAAGGUCUUUGUAAAAUAGAAGCCCUCUGGUGUCAACCUCAAGAAGCCUCCAACAACUGGAGCAUUUUGAUUUGUAACAUUUCUUUUCACCCCAUAAUGAAGGUUCUCUGGGCGACAAAAGAGUUGUUUUUUUAAACUAUUCUUGUUGGCCCAUUGUUGGUUACUGGGCUUUCUUCUGCAAGGUGAGCAAGCUCAGAGGUCUACCUGCCUAGUUUUUAAGGUGUGGUGGGAAGGAGAUUCAUUCCUGGUGGCUUUUGGCCUGAAUUCAGGGCACUAUGUACAUACGGGCCUUCCUUACUUGAAGCUACUCGGUGCUACUCAAUGUGUGGGUUCUUCUGAAAGGGUCUUGGGGGAGUGUUUUGUGUCCUGCAGAGUUUGCAGUUAACCAUUUUGACCCAAGAAGCCACCAUUGCUCAGUUUUUUGGCAUGCUCUGAGAUGUCCAAGUGCAAAGAUCAUGGCUUUCCUCUUCUUGGUGCAACCCAUAUGGCAAAGCUUUUUGAUAAAGAGAUUUUGGUCUGCGUGCAGAGCUUUGUCAAAAUUGGUUAUGAUGCCAAAAGUGUCAAUUUAUAGAGUGGUUCUACCCAGUCUAAACAGCUCUGCAAGGACUGCCUCAUUUGUUGUAUUUUUCCUAGAUGAGGAAGACUUCCCUGUAGCUUAUAUUGGACAGUGAUAUUUCACAUUGCAUAGCUGUCACAUGCGGGUUCUGCAUUGCUUCCUACAUGGAAGUGCAUUUCAUAUUGGGGGCGGGGCGGGCAGGAAUAUAACCUAUGAAGUGGCUCUAAAUUGGGCCUGACCUUCUGAGCUAUUGAAGUUGACACCAGUGUCUCCUUUGCCUUGUUCAACCCUCUCCUUUGCCAUUGCAUGUUCUGGAUGUACACGCUCUCAAAUGUUGAUUUCCCUCCAUCACCUUCUUUCCAUGCCAUUAUCAGCUGGGAUAAAGCACUAAAACCAGCUGCCGUCCUGUUCAGCCUUCGCUGCCCCUGGAACUUCAGUUGUUCGGGGAGGUCAAGCCCACGCUCUGGCCCAAGUGAUGCAAGCCUUUCCCUAUAGUAGCUGUUUCUCAGAGGUUGCCUUGUUCCUAAACUUGAAAUCUAGGUCAGGACAGACUUCUGUGUGUGGUCAGGAAGCUGGAGAACGGCCACUGUGGACAAGGCCUUGUGACCUGGUCCAGAGUUUCAGCAGUGACUUCAUAGGAAUGUUUCAAGAAGGGAUAACCACCAUAGUAUGCAUGUAAGUUGAUUUUAUAGUGGUGCAACAGUCUAAGAAACAAGGAUAGUUACGUUAAAAACCCCCCCAAAACUGAAUUAUCCAGGUGAAAUGUAACUGAUGGUCACACUUCUCUUUCUGUAUUGGCAUAACCCUCCUCCUCAAUGCCAAGGCUAGAUAAAAAGAUCUUGAGCUUUUGAGCUGUGCUUUGCCUUUGAGUCUCAAAGGGUAGCAAGAGGCGGGAGUUACUGGUAGGCACUGGUGAUCCCCAGGAACAUUUAGUUUCAGAAAUGGUAACGUGACGUGGCCAUGUGGGUGAAGGUGGUCCCUGGUAUGUUGAGCCCAAACCAUUCGGCACUUUAUAGAUGUAAAACAGCAUAGUUUAAUUGUGUGCCAAAGGUUCAGUGCAUAUUUUGGAGCGGCCUUCAUAGUAAGUAGCUGAAGCUUCUGGAGAAUCAUCAAGCCAAGCUUUUCAACAGAGUGCUUUACGGUGGUCUCAUAGGAAAGCUUUUAUUAUGGCACUCAAUAGACAAAAACUUGCCUAUGUUUGCCUAGGGACGGGAUGGGGAACCUGUCAGGUGCUGCUGAACACUCAACAUCCCUAAUCAUGGAUCAGGCUAUAAGAGGCUGAUGGAAGCUGGUCUCCUAUACUGGACGGCCACAAGUUAAAUUGGAAUACUGAACCUGACUCUCUCUAAGAUCCAAUCCUGACAUCUAUUGGCACCAGUUGUGAAGGCAGAUCUAGACUAGCUUGUUAGAAUACCCCCCUGCUUGAAAACAUGCAUGAUUUCUGCUCCUGUCCAUGAAAGUUCACCCCACAGCCUGCCUGCCUUCAAUGGUUCCUUCUGGGCUCCUGUUUGCCCAAAUGUUCCCGCACCUUCCAUCUUGUUGACUUUAUUUUUUUCAUAUAUUUCACGAUGUAUCACUUUGUCCCAUUCAAUUCUGUUCAUGCCCCGCCCUGUGGCUCGUUCUGAUCAUGGCGAUUGACUCCAUCUUUCUUUAUAUUAUCCCUAGAGUCCAGUGGAGUCAUUUCCGGGUUCCAAGGCAGCAUGUCCUGCUCAAUGCAGAGCAGCCAGAUGAGCACCCCUGGAUCUGUUUACAUGGAAUACGGUGAGCAAUGUAGGGCUUUUGUUGGGGUUUUUUUUGCCUGUUUCUCAGCUCUCCUUUGGAGUUGGGCAUCAGCAUGGUGUGUGAGCCUUUUCCAGUUUUUGAUGCAGGUUUUUGCUAAGAGCUGUGCCCCUCCAGCUUCAAAUGGCCUUCAGCAGGGGUAGCCAAUGUGGUGCACCCCCCAUUUGUCAUUAGACUACAACUCCCAUCACCCCUGGCCAUAUGCCAUGCUGGCUGGAGCUGAUGGAAGUUGGAGUCCAACAAAAUCUGGAAGGUACCAUAUUGGCUACCCAAGGCCUAUUGACGACAGAGAAGCAGGAGCUAGAGCCAGCACAGACCUUGCGAGGUUUUCCAAAUGACUUUGCAUCUUCCACCGUUCCCAAAGGAUUCUGACUGUCCUAGUCCUGCGUGAGCCACCCCUUGACAAAGUUCAUAGGAAUGGAACAGUAAUUUUCCUUUAACUUUUCUUUCUCCAUCAGAUACCGGGCAGUAUCUAAGCUCUGGGGAAGGGAUGUUCCGGAGGCCCUCAGAAGGCCAGUCCCUGAUAAGUUACUUGUCAGAGCAAGAUUUUGGCAGCUGUGCAGACUUGGAAAAGGUAGGCAAUAGGAGAAGUGAAAUGUGAGAUUAGCAGGGAGCUUGCAUGAAAUAGUGAGAGAAAAACACAGAGAGCAGUGACUCCCAGGUUAUAUGGCCAGUGCCUGGGCGGGUGUGUAGCUGCCUGGGAACCAUAUAUAUGCUUGGGGUCUCUUGCUUGUCUAAGAUGACAGGAAUGUCUUUGGCACUCAAUUAUUUCAGGCAGUAUCAAUUCCUUACACCUCAUAAGAUUCCUGAUAGGGUGAGGAAGGGCUGCAGACCAUCUUGGUCAUCUGAUCCCCAAGGCCUUUCUAUUCCUGUUAGGUCGAUAAGCUGGCUGAAGUCCAGCAGUAUUGAAAUGUAAGCUGGAGAGAGGAUAGUGAUCACUUUCUUUGUGGUCCAAAGUAUCUAUUUAUGUGAUACAGACAAUUAAGGGAAGGGCUGACAGUAAAAUAAUCAACACUAGCCCCCAAGUUAGCAGUGUUUUAAACAUGUCCUCUUUUUAAGGAUCCUCGUGAAAAAUAAUUCUCAGAGUUUAAUGUCGGGAAUAAUUUUAUUUCUGUUGGUUUAUUUUCUGAGAACUAUGUGAUCUGUGUGUUUCCUUAUUUGCAUAGGCUGACAGGAAACUUAACUUUGUGGCUCACUUUUAAAUGUUCCAUUUGUUUUUGUUAUGACUUUGAGCUAAACAGUAAAUUAUUACUAAUGCGGUUGAUAGACAAGUUCUGGCCGUGGCAAUUUUUUUUAAUGCAACAUUUAAAAACUCGCUCCCCCAACCAUACAUAAGCACUAGAAAAAUAUUUGGGGGUGGGUUGGUGGAAAUGAAGCAAGCCAAAGAUUUCUGUGCACGUCCAUAUUCUACAACAGUGUAGAUUUUGCACAGGGCUGCCAAAGUUUUUGGUUUUGGUUUUUUUACCGGGCUUGAGUAUUGAAAGAUAUUUAGACUGUCAUGCUACCUGUCCCCCACGCAAACCCAUUGUCUCUUUCUCUGGAGAACUCCCUCCUUUUGAGACUUGUGGAAAACUUAACUCUGCUUCUCCUCUUUCCUUCACCCCAGGAAAAUGCUCACUUCAGCAUCUGCGAGUCGCUCAUUGCUGCCAUUGAGCUGAUGAAGUGCAACAUGACGAACAGGCAGCUGGAAGAGGAGGAGGAGGACAGUGACAAGGAGAUCCAGGAGCUCAAACAGAAAAUCCGCAUCCGCCGACAACAGAUCAGGACGCGGCACCUGCACCCAGCGUACCCGGAGAUCAGCUCAGACAGUGGGUGCUUCCUUCCAGCUCUUCCUUUUGCUGUGUUGAAGGCUUCUUUGGGGAUUUAAGUGACUGUGGAUCCCUGAGGCUAUUUCUGAGGGUGCAGAUCCCGGAUAGUGCCACAGCUUGAUAGCCUCUUGCCAAAGAAACCUUUAUUCUUGUGCCAAUUCAGCAAGAUUAAUGGAUGGCCUUCUGCUUCUUAUCAUGUCAGAGCAUGAAUGAGUUGCAGUGAAGCUUUCCUUCCUGACCCCUGGAAGUGCGGUUCAAUCCGGGUGUUGUUUUUCAGGAUCUAUCCUUGGUAGAAGCUAGCAACGAAAAAGAGAUAGAAAUGAGACUCCUGGGGCGAGGGGGCGCGCGCGACUAAUGUCUAUGUUCCAUACCAAAUUCCACCCUAGUGUAGUGCAGAUUACAGCUUUGUUUGUGUGUGAAAUCUAGAAUCUAGAAAUCUAACUCUCCCCCACUCAGGGCAUCCUUGCUUCCUUCAUCUCCUUUUUAAAGAAGUCAGCAGGGAGGCUCAUGGUAACAGAUUCAUGUGAAUGAGGACGAAAGGAGGCAGUCUGAUAAGAUGGAAAAGGCUUUAUGUGCAUUUCAGGCAGAAAAAGAAACUUUUUUUCUCUGGGACUUACUCAGAAGGGACUGGUCAAUCCAAGCAGGCAAAAAGACCUAUACAUGGACCAUGCUGAUCUCAUACUCUGCAGGUUUAACCCUACACUCUUCUCAGCUGGCACUUAAGUUGAGCUCUGUCCUGUUGCAAUAGAAAUAAACAUUGGGUCCCUCCUGGAUGCUGGACUUGAAAAUAGUUUCCUUAGUUCUGUGGUUUAUUUAAAAGGUGGUUUCGCACUUGGGUAACAAACAAAGUGGUGUAGAAGUGAAUUCCUACCACAUGUGUAUCCUGGAUUACCCCAAGAUGGAGCUGUUUUGGAUGAUGAUGAUAAUGAUAAUGAUAAUGAUAAUGAUAAUGAUAAUGAUAAUGAUAAUGAUAAUAUAUUAUUUAUACCCCACCCAUCUGGCUGAGAUUCUCCAGCCACUCUGGGCGGCUUCCAAUCGAGUGUUAAAAACAAUGCAGCAUAAAAUAUAAAAAACUUCCCUAAACAGGGCUGCCUUCAGAUGUCGUUUAAAGAGAAGAUAGCUGCUUAUUUCCUUCACAUAUGAAGGGAGGGAGUUCCACAGGGCGGGCGCCACUACCGAGAAGGCCCUCUGUCUGGUUCCCUGUAACCUCACUUCUUGCAAUGAGGGAACCGCCAGAAGGCCCUGGAUCUCAGUGUCCGGGCUGAACAAUGGGGGUGGAGACACUCCUUCAGGUAUACAGGACCGAGAUAUACAGGAUCCAAACCAAUAGAGCUUAUGCGGUUGUCUAAGGGUGUGUGUGUAUUUAGUUUGGCUUAUUGUCUUGAGGGCUGCCUGAUUAUUAGGAUGUGUAUCAAUUGUGAAAUGGGCAAGUGUCUAAUCAUUUGCAUACUUCAUUAACAUGCAAGUAUUUAUUAAAAAGAUGGCCCUAAGUUUUUGUGCUUCUGAUUUAUCUGUAUUUAUAGUCUCAGCAUAAGAGGUUCUGUGAAUUAUCUGAGAGUCCCUAGUUAUCCACAGGCACUUCCUUUCCCCUUGUUUCAUCACUGGGUUAAACUUUUGAUCAUGCAAAACUCAUCAAUGAGGUGACUUGAGUGAAGAGCGAGAACUUUCUCCUGCAACUUCUAUGAUUCCUUUUUAAAACACCUAAACCUUUACUGAGCAUUGUGCACAGAUUUUAAAAGAAGGCAGUCCUUGCCCACAGGAACUAAUAGACAUGGUACAAGAGGCGAAAGGGAUGGAGAAGGAAAUAAGUGAAGUCAUGUGCUGCUUCUUAUUGUGCUUACAAUUGCCAGCUUGAAUUAAUGUACUGGCCGAGGGUGAUGGGAACUGUAGUCCAUAGCAUGGAGGGUGCCAGGCUGGCCAAGGCUGAACCAGACAGAUUCUGACGUGCACUGCAGUCUUUCUUUUUCUACCACUGUUCUCCCAGGUCUUAUGGCAACAGACAGUGGAUCCCACUUCAGCUCCCGGGACUCAACACACUUGUCUGACUCAGGUUCAGCAGAAGAGGUUGACGAGUAUGAGAUUAGAGGUAAGAUGUAAUUGGUAUAAUGAGCCUCAUGCAUACGAAGCUCCCUUAUACUGGGACAGUUGGUCCAUCUGACCCAAGAUUGUUUGCCCAGGUUGACAGUAGCUUUCCAAGGUCCUUGGCAAAAGUGCUUCCAGGCACAAGUCCGCCAUCCUUUUUAACUGCAGAUUUCAGGGACCGAACCUGGGACCUUCUCAGCAGGACUCUGUGUGCGACUCUGAAGACAAUAGUCUUUGCCUGCAUUGUCCAGCUCUUAAAAUGGGAGUGACAAGUUCUCUAGUAUCAGAACAGUAGGCACAACAGGAAUGGAAAAGCACAGACUUGGGAGGAUAAUCAUGAUUAUCAUUUGCUAGUCUGUAGGCUUGACAGUGUCCUUGCUGAUCGGUCCUUCCAGUGAAGAUGCAAAUUUGAAGGCUGUUACAAUGGGAGGAGGCUUGCCCAUGCUUCCUUAUUCCAACAUGAAGCUUACUGUUUGAAUCUUCUCCAAAGGCCUGUUCACAUGGCAGAAUCGGACCGGCUUUUGAAAGGAAAGAUCAGUUCUGAAUUUUAAAAAUGGGAAGGAGGAGGAGGUACUUGCACUUGGAACAGCCAAAGCUAGUUGUGCAGAAUGCAGGAUCAGUCCCAGUGCACAUAUUACCAGGGCUGGAGACCACAGUGUGUAUAGUUUGGCCAUUAGGGAAGUGAGGCAAUCCUUAUUCUGCCUGUACAUGAUUACCCUGCUCCUCCCAAAGAAGAGCAUGGCAGAGAAACCAGCGCAGCAAACAGUCUUACAAAAGUAGACUAGAGUCGCCUGGGUGAUGCUCCCUAACCCCUGUGGAAGCUUCCUAAUCAAGUUUGUUCCCUGUCAAACUUUUUAAGAGAGAUCGGAGAAACAAAAGUAAAUAUUCUACCUUUUUUUUGGCAUCGGCCACGAAACACUGCUGGUUUGAAACUUGGAAACUCACUUUGAAGCAAGGAAUAGCUAAGCAGCCAAGACUCGGAGGAGCAGUUGUGCGGGUGGCCUGGCUGUGCUUGGAAUACUGUGUGUUGGGGAGAGGGAGGAGGGGAAAGGAUCAAGAGCUCAGAGUUGGUGGGAUCUUCUGAACCCCAUAAUUCAGUGGUUUUCAAACUCUAUCCUGUGGAAUUCUGGGACUCCCAGAAGCCUCUCAGAGGCUCCCCAAUGAAUUCAGCUUGCACCUGCAAGGAGGCGGUGUCAAUUGCAUUAUCAGCUGCAUUUUGGAUUACAGUGGGGGCCUGGCCAGUACCCUAUGUGUGUGUGCGCGCGCACGGCUAUGCUCCAGAAUAAUUUGUGAUGUGCAAGGGUUACUUGGCAGACAAAUUUGACAUGGAAAGAAUUCCCUCAGGGUAGAAAAUCUGAAAGCCACUGGUCUGGUUUGAAGGGCCCUGUGCUAUUGGGAGUCUCUCCUAUCUUUGCUCUGGUUGUGCUUACACCCUCUCCCCCCCCCCCUUCUUCUGCUGACAUGCAAUAUUUUGUCAUCACCGUAUCAUGCAGAUGGUAACGAUGGAUCUAACCUGACUCAAAUAUCCAAGAAUGGCCUGUCUGUCUCAAUGGCUUCCUUAUUUUCAGGUAGUAACCUCGCUCUGCGUGUCGGUCGGUCUGUGUCACGUGGGCACAACUAGUUAGAUCGCCCUUGGGGUGUAUUGCAUGUCAUGCCUUAGGUGCUUACCUGUAGUGUUUGCGUGUUAUAGAAUUCCCUCCACCUUUUGGUGCUGAGAAUAUAAACAGAGGUGAGAGCAAAACAAAGCAAAAACCGUAUGGGCCAAAGUCUGGUCUAAACCAGGCGGUUUUGACAAAGCAGCAAAAAUCUAUCAGUUGUACAACAUACAUGGCCCCACUGUGGGAGGGACAUUUCUGUUACAAUCUAUCUGGGACUUCCUGAUCCCUUUCUUUUGCAGUCCACUGACGGCUACAAAAGCAGGGAUAUCAAAUGCAAACUGUCAUAUUUUGACUGGCAUAGUGACCAGUUUGAACUGCGUUCUCUCUCUCUCUCUCUCUCUCUCUCUCACACACACACACACACACACACACACACACACGCUUGAGUAAGUCUCUCUACUAACACCUCGUAACUAAUUUCCCUGUGUGUGUGUUUCUUCGGGUGAGCUAAACAGCUAGCAGCCACUUCCCUGCAUGGCUUAUAAGCUUUCCACCUUACCCCACGGUAGUCUUGUUCACUUCCUAUGGUUCUCGCUCUCUUAGCUGCUUGCUGGUGUUGAUAGAAGGAUUAGACCAGUGUGAGCAACUGUGGCUAGCAAAACUUUUGAGGACCUUUUAAGAAUUGGCAGACCAGGUCAGAUUGAUGGCCUUUCUGCCAAUGGAGGACAACUAGGUGCCCUGUGGAAGUUUACAAGCAGGGCCUGAUGUGAUCUUCCACAUCAUAGAUAAAUAGCCCACAAUAUCUAGCAGUCUGUAACUCCUCCUCUCUGAAAUGGGGGUCAUCAAUAGCCACUGGGCAACUAAUCUGCCAUUUAGUUAUAUAGAGUGUAGUUGCUUUUUAAAGCCAUUUGUUAUAACAGCCCCCCACAGAAUUCUGGCAAAAUGGGGUGGUAGAUGAUGUUAGGUGAGGGAAUAUGUGGCUUAAACUGGGGAGCAACCUACUCAUUUUCUGAUGGGAGAACCACCUAUCAAGCCAUGCCUUGGGAGCAGCAAUACUUGGGUGAACAAAGCAUCUCUUCCCUCCUGGUAUGUGCCAACAUGCUCAGGAACUGAGGCCACCUUGGAGGUCUCUGUAGCCGUCUCUCUUCCUAAUGGGAAGGAUGCCUCAUGUUUCCAGCAGGCACAAAUUGGGGUGUAGAGGAUCAGAUAAAAUUGGGUUAGAUGCCAGAUGUGGCUUGUGUUUACUUUAGUCUUAGAAACCUCGAAUGCAGGCUCUGACACCCUUCUUGAGGCGCUCUCUGUGGAUGGUGCAGAAAGUGGGCAGACUUUGAGGUGGUCCAUUGUGAGAAGGCCUCGGCCCAUAGGCGAAUUUGCCCAUCUCUGCUGUAGAUCAGUUCCUUGUUGUAAAGUUGUGAUAUGUGUUAAUCCAUCCAGAAUCUUUGCCAUGUCUAACCUUCCCCCGCUUCAUUUGUGCUGUGAUUUAGAUGCAGACAUCAAGAGGAGUGCAGCUCCCAGCAAGAAGUCCUUCCCCUCCUCAGGCUCCAUGUAUGUAUCUCUGAUGUAGCAUAAGAACACCAUGAUGGCUCAUUCCUCCCCCGGCUCCAUUUCAUUUGGGGUGAAACACUGGGAAGAUUUAGGCUGAAAGGUUGAAGAAGGGACAAUUGGGGGACAAAUUUAAGAAAGGUCUAAACAGGCUUCUUCUCUCAGUAAUAUAUCUGAAGGGUGUUGGUGGUCCAAAUGUAAGUAGGAUCUCGGCUGUUUGGGAGCCAUUUCUGGUAGUAUCAGGGCCAAGAAAUGACAAGGAUUUAAAGCUCUGCAUCUGGGUUGGCUUCCCAGUGUGAAGGAAUGGGUGAGGACCAGAUUGCAGGUCGCUGAGGUUCUGGCUAGGCUGAGUCUCGCGGAUGGUGGCAGCAUACUGCCUCCAGGGGCAGGUUCCAAGUAGAUAAAAGCAACUAGGUUCGAGCCAGAAAUGGUGGUUUAUUGCUUCUAUGCCAAGAGAGGUGUCAAAGGUGUCAGCUUGGGUCUUCAGUGGAGACUAACCAAGAGGCUGCUUCCACAGGCAGAGGCACGACUGAUAGGAGCAUCUGUUUUAGCUCCUCCAACUGGCCGUGUCUAUAUUUUGGUUGGGACGGGCAGAAAUAACAAAUGAGGGCUAGAUGUGAGAAAGUGCAGUAAAGUGUCCUUAGGACACUUUUAAGUGAGGCAGAAACAGGGGGAGCCAGAUCUUCACUCUGCAGACGUUGCUGGAUGACAAUUCCCACUGCUCCUGGGCCAGUUGGGCAUGCUGACUGGGGCUGAAGGGAUUGGGGAGUUGAGCAAUUUCUGGAGGGCCACGGGUUUCCUGUCCCUGCAGUAAGAGACGAAGAGUGAGGAAUUAAGCACAAGGCUUUGUGGGACCUGUAGGGUUUCAAGAUGAACGUUAAGGGGAUGUACAGGAGAGACCUCCUUUCCUGCCGCUUUGUAUCUGUGCUAAUCUCCGCUGCUUUGGCCCACAGCUUCCACUCUUUCCUCAACUCCAACUCGGCGGAGGCUGUGGCCAUGGGUCUGCUGAAGCAGUUUGAAGGGAUGCAGCUCCCUGCUGCCUCCGAACUGGAAUGGCUUGUGCCGGAGCAAGAUGCCCCGCAGAAGGUAGGGUUCCUGAGUUCAGCACCUGCCAGAACAGCACAGUCAUUUUGUGCUCUGCACCCCCCUUUACCCUCUCUAGCGGUGGUUUAAACUUAGCCACUUUACAGCGGGGGGCAGCAAACACUUAAUGUGCUGGAUGUGGUGGCUUUUAAGCAUGGUCGUAACCACUCUAGAUUAAAAGGGCAAAGGGCAGCAGUCCCAGUACUUCAGGUAGGCUAGGUGAUGUGGCCAGCCCAUCCAGCGGCUCAGGUGGCAAGGGCAACAAGACCUACGUCUGCACAGCACAGUGGGAGAUACUACUGACACUGGGAUUGGUAGGGAGCAGGAACCAACGUGGCCAAGGGACUGAUGGGAGUUGUAGUCCAAAACUUUGGAUGAAGGAGUCUGGGAAUUGGUGUUUUGCCCUUUCUGUCAUGUGCAUUGACCACUGACCAGGGCUGUGGCUGAUAAAAGUGAGCUAUGUGAUCUGUGAAAUUUAGCUGUGGUGUUGGGACAGGUUGCUCCGCACCCAACACAGAGAUAAGAAGCAAAAGAUCAGAUGUUUCAAUAGGAGGAGCGUGGCAAUCUGAAGUGCCUCCAAAAGCUUUCACCAGGCCCACCUCUGUUCCUGCUUCUCUUCCCAGGAGCAGGGAAGACUUGUUCAGGGAGCCACCUUGAUAGAUCAUUUGCUGUUGGUUUUCAGGGCCCGAGACUGUCUCUUAAAAGGCUUCUUAAGCGGCCCAAGUGGUAUAAGAAAAGACAGCUUUGCAAAAAGUUGCUGCUGGUAUGUCCCGAAUGGGAAGUGUGCCCAGGGAGUGUUGUGUUUACUGCGUGCUCUAACAGCCUUUAUGAAUGGCCCAUCUGAAGGGGCCCAGGGUGUAUGAGUGCUGUGGCUGCGCUCUCUGCAUGGAAGGCCUUGGUUUAGAGUGGUUUGUUGUGGCUGCUCAGUAGAAAAUCGGGUUUAUAACCAGGGCUGGCCACACCUGAAGCCAAAAGACUGCAAAUACAAGCCAGCUCAGUGUGACUUGCACCAAUCAGUAGCCACCUAAACGUGUGAGUCCAGGCUGCAUGCCUCGGCCUCCACCCCAGCUGCAUUUUUGCUGACAUUUGACAGCUUCUUGAUUUGCGGGAAGUCAAUGGCCGGAGGAAGAAAGGUGUCUUAGGCAUGCUUACAGUCCUAUAGCACUGGGGCACAGCAGGGCAUUUUGAUGCAGAAUUCAGCACCCUGAGAAUUUUGGUAUGUUUUAAAAGCAAAAAGCCUCUAGCCCUUAAAGCUGCCAUAAGGAACUUGAGUAGACAUGGGCUGUGCUGGUUGAAAUCCCAGAAUCUAAACCAAGGCUGUGCAGGAGUGUGUGGUCAGGGUGUGGAACGUCAGAGCUCUGCAUCGCUCCUUAAGCAAGUUCUGUGUGUUCUUCUAAUUUUGUCUAUUUCAAACCACAGGCUUUGCUUGUAUGUGAGAGCGUGAGGCCUUUUAGGGAGGCAGCAGUCAUGCAGGUCACACAGGGAGGAAUUGCAGCAAGCAUAAUGGCCCUGUUUAUAUACUUCAGUGGGGUGUAAGGGCCCACCCAACGCUGAUACUCUGUGCUGGAGACAGUGAAGCAUUUCAGCACUGCUGGAGGUGACUAACAAGCACCGGUGUGAGCCCCAACUGUGGCUGUUCUCCCAGUCCUUGGUCGCCUUGCAGAUCAGUUCUGCGUUGGCUUUACAAAGGCGCUUCAGUGGUGACCUGCGGUUCUGCUCCGGAGUUGCUCUGCAAGAUGCUGCUUUGUUCCGUUUGCCAUAGUUUUGGGGCUGUUGUUGCUCUCCACCCACUCCCCACUUCACACUCUCAGUUUGACAGUGGGCUCUAUUCACAAGGGAUCACUGAUUGUCGACUUCCUCUUGGUUAAUGGCAAAAGGAAGCUCCUCUUUCAGCAGUCAGGAAUUCCUAAGUGCCCUCUUGUUAAGGUCGUGUGCACUCUGGGAUUACAAAGUUUCACGUGCGUGUGAAAUUUGAAAAGCGAGGGUGGUGGGCAGGGAGGGGACUGCAACGUGAGAUUCUGUACUUGUGCAACAGAAAUAACAUGGAGGACGCAGUCACACGUAGCAGUUUACCACUGGAUUGUGGAAUAGCCACGGGAUUGCUAUAGCAGCACUGACUUAGCAGCAUUGAUUUAGUGCUUAAAUUAUUUCCAGAAGAUUCUGCAGUAACCAGAUCUUGCCUACUUGCUUGUUGGCUAACCAUGGAAGUUCUGUGCCCGGACCCAGGUGCAUGUUUACAUUGUGCGUCUUGUUCUCCUCCUGCAGCUCUUGCCAAUUCCCGAUUCUGUGCCCAUCUCUCCCGACGAUGGGGAACACGCGGACAUCUAUAAACUCCGUAUCCGGGUCCGAGGGAACUUGGAGUGGGCGCCUCCCCGACCACAGAUAAUCUUCAACAUCCAUCCAGCACCAACGUAAGGAGACAGGUGGUUUUCAAGCCUGCAGUGUCCUCUGUCUUUCCCUUCCUCUUUCCAAAUAUGCCCAUUCAUGCCCUUGCUAGAAUCUGCCAACAGCAGCAAGAGGAUUUUUCCCCUCUUCACAAAAACUUAGAAGUUGUCUUUAAGAAUGGAAGCCUUACUCACAAAGGAAGCUGCCUUAUGCUGAGUCAGACUGUUGCACCAUCUACCAGAGGAUGAGAAAGUGGCUGGGAGGUGGCUUUCUCAUGAUUUGCUUGAUGACCAGCCAAAGUACAGUGACUGGUGAAAGUGUCCUCUCCAUGGCCUCUUCCCUAGCUCGUGUCUGGUGGGUGGUGACAUUCUGCAAGCACGGGCCUUUUCUCAGAAAGCUAGUGGUCCUUGUGGUUUAAGAACAGGCUUGGAAACGGACAAGUGUCUUCUGUCCUUUACAAUAACAUUGCAUGCCCAUGUAGAGGGGUUUUUUUAUUGCAUAUUCAAAUGCUGCAUGUUAAAUCCUCAUAACAUUUUCCUUAGCAGCCCACUCCGUGCCCCCCAAGGUAGGAGGUUCAGAUCUAUCUAUCCUCUGUCUGCACACAUACAUAGCACAUGUUUUGUGUGUCUGCAGGAGGAAGGUGGCAGUGGCCAAGCAGAACUAUCGCUGUGCCGGAUGUGGCAUCAGGACAGACCCAGGUGAGUGAUGGAUUUGGCAGAGUUCUUGAGGCCCUGUUUAUGUUAUUUUAUGUUACUUUGUUUUUAAAACUUUGUUUAUAGACAGUUUAAUGUUUUAAAAAUCUCUUAAGCAUCAUACAAGAUUUUCAAAGACCCUAUUUUAAAAAUUAAAAAUACAGUGUAAAACCAAUAAAACAACUAUAUGGGGGAAUAUAAAACAGGAAUUGUAGGAUUCAAAGCAUUGCAUGCAGGGUAUGAACUUACAGGCUGGGGAAAGCCCAGGUGAAAGGUACGUCUUCACAAGACAUCUGAAGCACCUGAUAGCUGCUGUUUCACAUAUGACAGAGGGAAGGGCAUUCCAAAAUAAGAGACAAUAGCAAAAAAUGCUUAUUUUCAGGUCAGCACCCUCGGAUAUUCUGCAGGGUGCAAUGGCAUGUGUAGAAUUUUCCCAGAUGGCCUGAAUUGAUCUUCUAACUGAAUGCAGGGGGAGGCAGUCUUUCACAUAAUAAGAAGUCAUUGGACAUAGCCCAGUAGCUGUUUGGCAACUAGUGCAGUUUCUUCAACACUGCCUGAACCUUCAAAGAUUUUGUCUUAGAAGGUGGUGGGUGGUAUUAAUCUGAUUUGACUGGGUUGUUUGUGUAUUAAUUACUGUUGGCCACUUUGUUCUGAACAGAAAAGCAGAAUAUAACCAACCAACUAAGUAACUGAUGUGGUUCAAAUCAUGAACUGGUAGGGACGAAAUUCACAUUCCAUAUACUUAUGUACACAUGCACUACACUGGGGGUGUUGAAACUGGCACCUUGGGCAGGAUACCUUCCUUUUGUUUUCGGGAUGACUUGUGGAUAGGCUCAGCCCCCGUUCCCCAGGAGGAGUCUGAACACAUUCAUUCAUUCAUUCAUUCAUUCUCUCUCUCUGUCCCCCCAACCCCCGUCCCUUCAGACUACAUCAAGCGCAUGCGCUACUGUGAGUACCUGGGUAAAUACUUCUGCCAGUGUUGCCAUGAAAACGCUCAGAUGCUCAUCCCCAGCCGCAUCCUGCGCAAGUGGGACUUCAGCAAAUAUUGCAUCAGCAAUUUCUCCAAGGACCUGCUAAGCAAGAUCUGGAGCGAUCCCCUCUUCAAUGUACAGGACAUCAACACUGCCCUCUACCGCAAGGUCAAGCCGCUCAACCAAGUCAGGGUAAGGCAGACUGAGUGUGAGAUGCCCCGGAGGCCAUCCCUACCCUGCAAGUGUAGCUUUUAUACCUGCUUUAAGUGUCAGGGCUUCUGCCAAAGCUGUCUCGGGAACUGUAGAUUUGUGAGAAAGCUUGGGGAUUCUGUAACAAAGAACAAGUAGAGCAACAUUCUGUAACCUGGCGGGACUUUAUAGCUUAUGUUUCAAAUGAGGACCUGCAAAGUUCCUUGCCUGCACCUAAGAAAGAAACAUAGUUCUUCUAAAUAAUUUAAUAUGCAUACGUUGAAUUGUAUUUGCCAUUAUUGCCUAAGCAUCUUUUCGCUUUCUGUGCCUGUGUGCAGUGGGAAAGAAUUCUGUUACAUAUCCCUAUUCAGAACCGCAAAUCCCACAGUUCCCUGGGUUCCAAUAUGUGUGGGAGAGGAGCAGAUACAUGCUCUUAGGGUACGUCCCACUCCCCACCACCCUGGAAAUAUUGUUCUACAUGCAGGGGCCAAUUUGCGCGCGCGCACACACACACACACACACACACACACACACACCUUUUUUGAGAGAGAGAAAAUUACUGUUUGAAUCUGAGCCAAGCGUGCAAACCUCCAGGUCCAUCUUUUCCAUUUUUUUGAGCCAAGCCUGCGCCUCUGCCACUCACGUCGACCUUAUGCAUAGAAAUCCUGCCCCAAGCACAUUUGCAGAGGCCCUUCAUUUUCAUUUUAUUUCUUUAAACCUCUGCUCAAAACCUUCCAUUGAUGUCAAUUGCUUUUUUAUAGUAGCUUUUCCCACCCCUAGAAUCGUGUGUGCAGCAACUGUUACUGAGCACAGGAUUCAGCAUCCUCAGAAUCUCAGCGCUUUUUUGUAUUUAUAUAAAGUUUCUAACCCUUAAGGCUGUGCAGAUCACCUUGAAAGUGUGUGGUUGAAGCCUGGUGAAAUCUCAGAGCAACAGAAAGGACAGGAUUUCUGGGGCGUGGAGCUACAGCGCCCUGCAGAAUACUCUGCUCCACCCCAGAACUACAGAAAUGAGUAACCUAAGCCAAAACUGUCAGAUGCAGCGAAUUUGCAUGCCACUUACACAGACUGGCGUUUCUAAAGCAACAAAGCAUACCCAAACCUGCCUGGGGCAGUCCAAUUGUUAUUUCUUCUAGCUUUUGCACCUGGUUGUUGUUUUUUAGUUUCCCUUUUUCAUUUCCCCCUUCCUUUUUAACCAUGCAUCCCACUGGGUUGGGGAAACGCCAAAGUCCCUUUUGAGGCAGGGCCAAGAGCUGGGCCUGGGUUUCUGCUCAACUCCUUGCUGUGACACACAUACCUAAUACUUCUGAAACGAAAGAAGCCUUCCAACCUGAGGUUUUCCCUUCCACUUGGUCUUUUCCAGCUGCUGAGAAUCCAGCUGUACCACAUGAAGAACAUGUUCAAGACCUGCCGCCUAGCAAAAGCGUAAGUGCUGUGGGAUGCAGGCAAAACGACAGAAGCCCAGCAAUGGGGCUGGAGGGGGGGGGCGCAGAAAGGGUAGUGGACUCCUCCCAGUGCACUCCUCCCAGAUAGCUGCAUCUCCUCCUACAGAACGUCUAUAGGACAUGCUCUUAAACCACAAGGAACCUGGGCCGCCACCACCAGCAUAUGAACUUCUGUACCUCACUUUUAGUCUUUCAGGCACCUCCACCCUCCCUUUGUUGAGCAGAAGACGCAUUCUUCUGCUCCUUGCUAACUUCUAGGCCUGGGCUUAAGCAAUAGAAGAUGUCUGUUGCAACUGUCCCCCGACUCCACCUGGUCAGUGGGGCUGUGGGAUCAUUUCCUCUGCUUCUGUGCAUAGGGGUGCGCACUGUGUACCAGUGCCUGCUUGUCACGUGUGAAGAUUGCACAGCUGUCUAUAUUUGCCAGUUGGAAAGCUGCGAGUGGCAGCAGAUUCCCUGCAAGUGUUCAGCUGCCCAAACUGUCAUGCGUGACAUUCACACAAGGGUCUAACUAUGUGAAUGUACACCCCCCCCACACACACACACUGCAUCAGAGAUGCAUAGACCUUGCUGGGUUGUUGGAACGAACCUUAGCAACAACCACUCUGACCUUAGCCACUCUGAGCGGCUCCUGACAAAAUAUUAAAAGCAAUACAACUUGCAGAUGGAAAAUAACCAUUGCAAGGGAAAGGAGCAGUAGGGUAGUGAGAUGAUAGGUGGGAAAUGUGUAGCCUUGAGCUAUUAAAGAGCUCUGCCAGCAGCCUUCACUUGCAUCAGCUGGUCUGGCUGCAAUAUUCGCUAAGUGAGGGCAAGGAGCAUUCAGAACAGAACAAGGCUGCUUUGUCAAGGUGCUGAUUUCUGACUUGGUCCUGCAGGCUCCUGGAUGCCUUUGACGCCGUGCCAGGUCAUUUGACAGAGGACCUCCACCUCUAUUCCUUGAAUGACCUGAGUGCCAUCAAGAAGGGGGAGCUCGUUCCUUGCUUGACAGAGCUCCUCAAGGCAGGUACCCAGCACGUUGAGAAAUGCAUGGUGGGUAACCUUUUUACUUUCCCCCCCUUUCAGCCCCUUCCCGUCCUCCCAAUUUGUAUUGUAUUUGUUUCUCCACUGGGUCAAGUUUCGCACAAAAGCCAUGCAGGGAGACCUGGAUUUUCCCAGGCAGUGCUCUGGCUGCAUGUCUGGGUGCCAGGGAGGCUGAUCUUAACCCUUCCUAGUGAGACAGCUUGAGCUGCAAUCUCUAUGGGAACAUCGGUGGAGGAACUUAGGAUCGCUCUUGCACACAGCGGAGAGGGUAACUUUGGUAGACUUCUUGUAAUAGAGAACCACAUGCACUGCUAAAUUGAAGCUGCAGAACAGUAUGGUGUGGAGGACUGCAAUAGGUAAUGGGGGGGGGUGGCCCAGGAAAAGUCAUUCUCCAUGGCAUUGGAAUUCCCUUCCCACAGAGGUGUGUUAGGCACCUUCGUUCUAUGGUUUCUGUGGCAUUCUGAAGGUGCUCCUCUUUAUCCUAGCUCUUGACACAUGGGAAGUAUUUUCAGGAUCCACCUUGUUCCUGGGACUGGAAUUUGUUUCAGCUGUUGUAAAUACUGAAUUAUAAAUUGUUGUGACCAGCCUUGGACCCUGGGUAGUAAAUUGAAAUUAUAAUUUAAUUGAUUGAUUGCAACAACAGCAAAUGCUAGUGCAGUGCCAUUGUUGGAUACAACAGUAUGUAAUCACAUACACAGUCUUGCUGUAAUGCAACCUUCACAACCUGUAACCCAUAUAUAAGGGCACACACAACAACAGCUGGUUAAGAUGUGGCAGAAUUAUUUCUGUGCUGCAGAUUGGGUGUCCAGAGUUGCUUGCCUAAAGCCCUCAAUGGCUGAGGCAAGAUUUUCACAGGGGAGUUUGUGAUUCCUUGGCGAUGGUAGUUAAUGAGAUGUCAGGUAGCCUUUUUAGAGAUCACUUGCCACUUUUGUGGAGCUACAGUGCCCAGCGCUAAACAGAUGCCCAUGGAGGUUGCUUGAGGGUGAGGCAAGGACUCCUUGGCAGGGCGUUUGUGUCUCUCUGUGUGUGCACAUGCUACAGAUCCAGGGCUUCUCUGUCCCUUCAGAAGUGGGGAUGCAGCUUCUGCUGGGCUGUUCUCCUUCACUCCCCUCCGCUUCUUCCUUUUCUCCCCCUCAGCUGUGCCAGGCCAAGGGCUUCAUCUGCGAGUUCUGCCAGAACGAGGAGGACAUCCUCUUCCCCUUUGAGCUGAACAAGUGCAGGACGUGCGAAGGUGAGAACGGGAGCCACAUCCCCUGUGGCUGGGUGUUUGAGACGCUGAUUUUGCUAGUUGCUCAUUUCCCUCUCCCCUUGCAGAAUGCAGAGCCUGCUACCACAAGGUGUGUUUCCGCUCAGGACCCUGCCCCAAAUGCGAGCGGCUGCAAGCGCGGAGGGAACUGCUGGCCAAGCAGAGCAUGGAGGCUGACGUCUCGGACUAUGAGGAGGAGCAGGAGGAGGAGGCAGCCGUUGAAGGAGCAGCCACGUGA